AGUGAAUGCAGGUGACAGCUGGGAUGAGGGAAGACAGCUUAGCACGUGAUUAACCAGAUUCUGAGGCUUCGAUCCAUGAAGACAUGUGGGUGAGCGAUGGCUGGAUGCUGGACAGUGCGUUCAGGAUGGGAUUGUCGUCCAAGUCUGCGGUUCUGGUGGCUGGGAUUGGGCCUUGUGCUCUGCGGGCAGCGAAGGUGACGUGGCUGCCGUGACGCUGCGGGAGCAGUGUUUCUUUUCGUGGUCGCUUUUUUAGAGACAGAGGAGGAAGAGAGAACUGCCAGUGGAUGCUCUAUGUGGAUAUUUUCCACAAACAAGGUGAAAAACUCUUGAUGUGAGGCACCAUCUGGAGCUGUGAUGUUAUUUUUAAACGACUUCCAGGAGCCUGGACUCUGGCCGUUCAUUGAAGCUGGGAGAAAUAGAAGUUUUACUUGCCAGAGGAGAGCUUGUGCGGAAGGGAACACAGCUGACAUUGCAGGACUGGCUUCCUCAACUUCACAUUGCUGAUGUUGCGUUUCAGAAAAGCAGUCAAUCUGCCAUAGAUCCUCAUCGUGGGCAGGGAUUGACAUGAUGAAGAGCAAGGUAGGAAAAGCAAUAACGCAGAUCUGAGUAUUCUAAUGAGUAGGAGCGUGCAGAGCAGAUGCAGCCUUGCAGAGUUGUUUCAGUAGGCAGGAGGCGCAAUUUGACAUUAGCCAAUGGGAUGUGAAGAGCCUGCUUAAGAUCAACUGAAUGUAGCCUUUAGCUUGACUCCGUGACCUGCCUGAACUACAGCUAUGCUUCAUUUUGUCAUAAUCCUAGAAAAUAGAUGUAAAUUGUUCAAACCUUAGACAAACGUGAGAUUAUAGUCAAUGUGAUUUACUAAAAUUCUGAUGAAAGAAUGAUAGACUCUCCUUACUGGUUCAUCUGAGCUUCCAGCAAAGCAUAAUGGCCUGCCCCCAAUAGCAUGUGAAGUGAAAACCAAAAGAUUGGGGGGGGGGGGGGAAUGGAAGUGGAAAUAAUAUUCUAUAUAAUAUAUCCUAAUUUUUUAUUACUACACUGUCAGAAAUUUAAAGCUUUUUUUAAUCUGAAAAUCACUAGAUAUAACAGCACUUGGACUUUUCACAAUGUACUUUGAUUUUUGUUAUCAAAUUUUGGACUGUUUGAGACUAAGUAAGGUCACAUCACGUCAAGUCGAUUGUUGACUUAAAAUCGUUUAUCUGGAGCUUUAGGCAGAUAAAUCCUGUGUUGAUAUCUAGCAGAGGAGCAUGUCAUCUUAGCUGGUAUCGCUUAAGUAUUAAUUAAGAGGUGGGGUAAGCAGGAAUCUGUUAAAAAAGCAACUUUUUUAGUGGUGUAUAUACAAAAAAAGUUUAAUAUUAGUCAAUAGCUGUUAGUCAUUGAUGGCAUUUGGGAAUUUAAUGAUAUUGCUGUAUUUUGUUAUGUCUGUGGAGUCACCAUUUUACAUUUUUUGAGCGGCCCGCUCUUUUUGACUGUAAACAAAGCCAUUCUCCGCCUCCCGCAACCUGAUUGGUUGUGAGGCGGACGCUGCUCCUUAGUGCUGAUUGGUUGUGAGGCGGACGCUACUCCCCUGUGUUCUGAGGCACGCUCCACAUCCUGAAAUAACGUUCAAGAGCCCAAACAACGUUAGCGUGUUACAAUAUCGGACAGUAUAAACCAACCAGAAAGUACAGAAUAUUGUCUGAAUCCUCCCUGGGCCACGACUGUCAACACAAGCAAGAAAACUAAGUAAAUACCGGAGCUCUGGCGGAAUAACGGGCGCUUAAAAUGGACAGGCAAGAGCUAAGAAGCUGGGUCAACAUCAGCAUAAACGAUAGGGAACACUUCGGGAUCUUACAGACCCUGUAUCUUUUCUUGGGUCCUGGACUUUGUCACUUUAUCCUAGUUGUAGAAGUCCUGCAAACAUUGUGUUUGCUGGUACUCUGUUGGCAUCUUCAGUAGCACUAAUGCUUUUUACUUUCACGUUGACUGGGCCCCAUUUGUAAUUAUCUAAAGUAUUUAUCUGAAUUAUAUCUAAAUUUAAUUGAAACAACACAAGCAAGCACAAGUGUCUGUUUGUGGGAGAGGAUGAGCUGAGGGGAAAACUGGUUGGGAGGGGUAGUGUUUACAUUCAAGAUUCCUUCCAAAAACUGGCACUUCGUCAGAUCCUGCCUACCCUACCUUUAAUUAAAUAGGUAUCUUCUUUCAAUCAAUUAUGCUCCUUGUUAAAGAAUAUCUUCUGGAUAUAUAUGAACAGAUAGACAUCAAAUUGUUUAUAUUCUUUAACUGAAGUGAAUACAUUGCUCAUUUCCUGCAGCAGAAGUGUGAAUGUGUGCACUCAUUUCUGUUUUGCACCAUUGUGCAUCAUUUACAUUCUGACUCUUACAAUAUGCACACAUGGUAUGUUUUUUAGCUCUGAAUGCUGCACCAUCUGUGAGCAUUUAUGUACACAGCUUUACUGUACAAGUGUGUGUGUUUGUGUGAGUAUGUGUGUGAGUGCGACUCAUGAAACGCCAUAAAACAAGCCUGAUAGGGCCCGGUGCGUUGCUGAGCACAUUAUCAUCAGCUGGCCCCGGACUUUUAUGGCCUUCCACACCUCUCAGCCGGAGCACAGCUUCUCUGGUGUUUUAUGAGUCCUGCUCCCACAUACAAGACAAGCAGAAAAGGGCGGAGAGGAGGGGAGGUGAACGUGGAGGGUUCUCAAAUGUAAAUCAAAGACUGCCGGCUGUGCUAAAAGUACUGGAACAAUCACAGAGCUCUUGGUGGUGAAAUAUGGGUCUCCUGAUGUAGAGGGGAUGAUGAGGUGUGCAAGGAGAGAACACUGAAACUACAGAAUCAACUGAAUUUGGCUAACAAGAACAUCACCACGUCAUCAGCAUAUGGAGACAUUGGUGUUGACAUGAGAGGCCUGCAUACAAAUAAUCAUCAGGAAUGAAUGAUCAGGCAGGCAUUUGACGCCAAGACUGUGCCUCAGAGAUUUUGUGAGAACAGGGGGUUUUAAUGAUUUACUGCCAUGUUUGGAUGUCUGGCUCGCCAAAAUAAAAUGCCUCCCAAAUUCUGCUUAUCUUGAUUUUCAGUUUUCUCUUGGCUGGGGGAGCAGGUAGUCCGACCCAGAUACUGUGCAGUCUGAUUAAUUAUUUUGUCUCUGAUCUUGGUCUAAUUCCAGCUCAACUGAGUGCAGCAGCAGCGGCGGCAGCAGAAGCUUAAAUUAUGGUGUGUUUUUCUCCUUUUUUUUUUAAACCAGCCUGUUUGGUCCUUUCGGGACCAUGAUGCCUUAUUCAGUUUCUGUGCCAGAAAACUGAGUUCAUGUUCCCACAGUCAGGCUGAUGUUUGAGAGAUUACAGGAUCAGCAGAAAUUAGGGCGCUGCAGCUGACGUGAUUCAUGACUGAUAUCAUUGAUGUGUACCAACAUCCACACACACACACACACACACACACUCACACUAUUAUCAUCAUCAUCAUUAUCGUCAUCAGGAUCACCUGAAGAUCUUUCCUCUGUAAAUAUAUUCUUUUAAGUUUCAUGAAGAUUUGAAAAUACAGAAAACUUAAGAGAAAUUAAAAAAAAAAACUAAACAAGCAUUUGAUGAUGAUGAGUGUGAGUAUCUUAUUAUAAAGGAAAAUAUUAGUGCUGUCAGGCAAUGAUAAAAAAUAUUUAAUUAAGUACAGGAUUUGUAAUUAAUUAAUCUAAUUAAUCGCAUCUCAUAGCUGCCUAAGGUCCCCAAAUAAAGAAAUUGAAUUCUAGGAAAAUGCAAAUUGUAGUGCAUAACUAAUCAAAUGAAUACACUAAGAAGAGAAGAUUUGAAAUCCACAUUUUUACUGGUGAUUGAAUAAAACCAAAGUCCAAAAUAAAUUCUAAGCUCAAUCAGGUAAAUCAAAUUACACUUUCAGUUUGUUUCAUAAAUGAAAUUCAAAAGAAAAAAAAGGCCAAGCACAUUCCAGACACGGUAUGUGCUCGAAAGGCAGCUGGUGUGUUGCUGUGACCAUGUUUUCUUGCACUAUCAGUUUCAAUGGUUGUCAGUUUGUUUUCUAUUUCCCAUUCCUUUGUCACAGCAUCGAACUGCUCGACACAUGCAUCUGUAUAAUGGCAGGUCACCAUUUUGCUCCCGGUUAAUGCGAAAGACUUAAGUUUCCACUCACUAUUGAUUAGGUGUGCUGUGACUCCCUAUGUGUUAUGAUUGCUCAUCAAUGUCCAGUGAUCCCCCGUGAAGGUGACAUGAUAGGCCCCUGCCAACCAUACAGCCAAUAGUUCUUCUUUUGCAUUCCUUUCAUCACCGUACAACUGGUGUUUUUUUUUUCAUCACCGUAGUUCUCAAAGGUAGCUUUAAAGUUGCAUCUGACGACGCUAUCUGAAACGCCAAAUUUAGCCCCUUGUCUUCCACGGUUGGCCUGCAACCACCAGCAACCUACUUUGCGAUUGAAUUUAACACUUUUCCUGUUGUGGCAUUGCUCAUUUGUUUCCCAAGUUCAGUAAGCGUCAGUUUGCGAAAUGAGCUCACAGUAGCACUCACAAUGGUAACAGUGGAACUUGUCCCGAUGUGUUUAGCAUUUAAAUGAUAUGUCAGGCUGCUUAGGUAAAAAAAAAUAUAUAUAUUUUUUUUUUACAAAAGCUAGAAAUCACUGUGCUCUGGUUGACUGUCCCAUCUGCAUUUUUUUAAAUAAAUAAACUUGCUGUUCAAAGGCGCUAGCAAAGAUUUGCUUACCUCACUCGCCUGAGUCAUGUCCAUUCCUGUUGUCACCUCAGUCCUUCUUUGUUUGGUUUGACUAACUACGCGUUUGUAAAGUGACGUGCCACAGCCAAGUACAGGUUGUUCAGUGGGCCAAAUUUAAAAUUACAUACAUAUCCAGUCCAAAAAAUAAAUAAAUAAACAAAAAAACUUAUUUGCAGCAAAAGUGUCACAUUUUCAAAGUCUGAAACAACAAAAAUCAUUUUGGUCUGAAAAGCUCAUUUUUUUAUCCAUAUAUGCUCCGUACAUUUACAUGACAUUAAAAAAAUCCCUUUAUUGCAUCAGUAGGACUGAAGCUGGACUAUUAAAACCAUGCAAACACACAAAUCCGGACUAACAUACACUGGCCUAAGCAUUCUUAGAUCUAGACUAAGGCCCGAACUACACGAAUGCGGAUAUAUUUCAAACCGCACAUAUUUAUGUCCGAUUAGGCCUCCCUACCACACCAAAACAGGAGUUUGGAGCACUCAAACCGGAUAAAUCUGAAUCCGACAAAACAAGUGGAGAAAUAAAAAAAUAUCCGUAUACCGUAUCCGUAGCGGAUUCGUGUGAUUGGACUUUUACGGAUCGAUGACGUCAAACCGCAGCUCGCGCAUGCGAAUUAAAAAGAAAAACAACAACAACAACGAUGGCGGACAGACAGGGUAUUCUUUACGUUUGUUUUGACCUUUUGGGGCUAAUUUCAGCUUUGCAAGUGAACCUUGUUUUAUACAAUUACAUCCACCAGUCAGCCAGCUCACAGAAGCGUCUGCUACGCCCAAUACUUUUAUUGGUCACAUGGUCCGUCACAUAGACCCGACGCACUAGCGUAGCUUCCGCAAACAAUUAAUGAUGCAUCACGCUGUUACGAUUCAUCCGCCAAUCAGGUAGCUUUGUUACUGAAUUUUUUUUAAGCGGCACCAGAUAGGAUUGAGUUUGAUGGCUACGUGUGGACGCAGAUAUUUUUAAGAACUAACACGUGUGGAGAGAUACAUUUAUUUAGAGGGGAGUACAAAAAUAUCCUGAUAAAUAAAUAUCUAUAUACGUGUAGUUCGGGCCUUAGACCUAGACAACUUUAUUGAUCCCACCAGGGGCAAUUGAUUUGGGCAGCUUGCAUACAGUCACCCUACUGAAACACAAGUACACAGAACAUCCAUAAAGUAUAUACAGAAUGAAUAAAAGCAAAAUGCUGAGGAGUGCAGUGGAAUCAAGGAUCAAUAAAAAAUUGAUUAAUACAUAGAUUACUAAAAAUACCAAGAAUACCGUCCAAUAAAAUGUACAUGAUAAAAGAAAUAAAAUCAUUAAGAAUUUAACAGACGAAUAGCGGAGGGAAAGAAUGGAACAUUCUCCACAUGUUCCAGUGUUUGCAGUCUGGGCUUUGAGCGGGAAGUCAAAUGGCACAAAUGCAAAGAUGGGUAUUAAACAAAACCUCAAAGAUAAAGAGAGGAUGUAAAAGGAAAGAAACUUUACUAUCCUACAAAACAUACAGAGCUGUAAAAGUAAUAGUGUUUCAUUGUCUGAUGUGCAAUGCCUUAGCCUCUUGUGAAUGGGUUCUGUUGAUUUCUUUGAUACAUAAUAGUUUAACUUGGAGAUGACCCAACAGUAAGGAGCUGAAAGGGGGCACGCUACCACCUACCACAGUGGAGGCCAAAAACUUCUGUUGAAGAUUUGGUUCUUUCACGGUGCUUGUAAACUGAAACUAGGACAGUAGUCAGGUUAAAUCGCCUAAAGGUGCUGUAUCUACAGCUCUACUGUGUAUGCAAACAAACUGACUGUGUUGAAGUGAGUCCAGUAGUUUUGGAGAUAUUAGGGGCGUAGUUGACUUCAUUGACAGGCAGGCUGAUAGCAAAGAGUCUCAAGGUCUGCCUCAACUACAUCACUUUGCCUCUUGUUAGUUUUUGAAAGUAUUUCUGAUAAGGCAACUACUGACCACAGGUUUCAAAACCAUGGGUAAGAUCUCAGAGACUUUGUGUUCUAUGCUGUUGAACCAUGCAUUUAGAGGAAAACUCUGUCUUCAGGGACCUCUAAGACAAAUCAAACUAUAAAUCCGAAACAUCAAAAGCAUGUUCAAUACAGGCUACAGUAAAGUACAGUCCACACAUUAUGCUGCAUCGUUUAUGCUAUUCAUUUUCAUGAUGUAAGUAUAUUUGACUGAUUUGAAAAUAAAGUCAUGAAAUUCUUGAAGUAUUGUAUUUAAAUGACUGUUUUUUAAGCUUUACUCAAGCUGCAGUACCAACAGCCACAGAGGUUACAAAAUUAGAGUACAAUCUGCAUACGGGCCAUGUGCGAUGUUGUCUAAACUACCCAGCGAUCCUCUAAAUUAUUGAUAAUGUUCAUUAGGGCUAGAUUAAUCACCUAUUGGCAGCCUAUCGCCCAGAGUUACCAGUGCUGAGUUGUAGCACUGCUGACUCUGCAGGAGUGCACACUAACAGGAUCUGUACUGUCACUAUGAAUGAUGCCACACCUCUGGUCAUCCUGCAGCACUUUGGUAGGGUUGAUCUUUACCUGCAUUUUUACUGUGCAUACCACCUCACAAGUGCAGGAGGAGAAAAUAGUGUCAGCUGAAAAGAAGAUGAAGAUAUCUGUUUCGCUGCAGUUUUCCUGCAGUGACAUUGAUUUUAAAAUCUGCUGCUUUGAAAAGACCUUCUUAAAAGAAAAAGAGUGACAAUGCUGUUCCCACCAAAAAAUCAUCAUUACCAUCAAACCAUCACCACAUCUGCAGUGUGUUUCCCUCUGAGCAGUGACUGAAACUCACUCCUUUAGUGGACAUACACACUGACACUGUUUCCACAGAGGAAGGAAUCCAUCACUCACAGUCAUGAUAUUUGAUGUUAUGUGGCUGUGUGACCCAGUGUGCCAGAGCGAAUGUCAGUGCAUAAAACCCUCCACUUACUUGGUCGACGUGCCUUCAAGGGAUGAUGAGCCUGACAGAGUGUCAUGAAAGAGUCCAUAAAGAAGAACCACAGCCCAGUAUCUCUGAGUAUUUUAAUCUGAGCAGAGCAUUUAUGAGCAUCUUAUCUUUUUUUACUGAUGUAUAUCACGAGAGAUGAACAUGUAACAUUUAACACUGACUCCAAAUAAGUGCGUCAUCCUUCACUGGUGUUUAUUUUCUGAUGUAAGACUUAUUUUUUCAUUAUCAUAAAAAUACAAAAAUUCAGAAGACUAUCAAUAAGCUUCUUUUACAGUUAAAGAUCCACAGCGUAUUAUAUACACUCUGCACAGUGAAGUAAAGACAUGCACUACAGGACUUAAAGAGGGGUAGGCAGGAUCUGAGAAAGUGCCAGUUUUCGGGAGAAAUCUUGAAUGUAAACACUACCCCUCCCAACCAGUUUUCCUCUCAGCUCCUCCUCUCCCCUCCUGCUCUGCUCCAGCAAGCCCCGCCCACAAACAGACACUCCUGCUCGCUCGUAUUGUUUCAGAUAUUCAAAUAUAAUGCAGAUAAAUACUUCUGAUGAUUACCAAUGGGGCCCAGUCAAUGUGAAAGUAAAAAUCAUUGGUGCUACUGUAGAUGCCAACAGACUACCAAACAAUGUUUGCAGGACUUCUUCAACUAGGAUAAAGUGACAAAGUCCAGGACCCGAAGUAAACAGUGUAGCAGCGCUACAACAUGUGGCAGGUCCCGUUUGACAAGAAACACUUCUGUUACAGACACUUGGCUUACUUUGUUAAAGCGGUUUCACUGUACAGCAGAAAGGUUACAGGGUCCGUAGGGUCCUGAAGCAUCCCCUAUCAUUUUAUGUUGACCCGGCUUUGUAGCUCUUGUCCGGUCUACCUCCUUUUAAGCACCCGUUAUUCCGCCAGAGUCUCCGGUAUAUACUUCAUUUUAUUGCUUGUGUUUUCCGUACUCUCUGGUUGGUUUCUACUGUCGAUAUUGUAACCCAAACUUUGUUUGGGCUCAUGAACAACACUGGGGGGGCACCGUGCUCUGAUCUGACCAAAACUCACCAUGUCCAGGAUGUGCUCACCGAGCCAGGUUGCAGUCAAACACAGGUUGGCUGAACAACCGAAGUCUUUAUUUUUCUGAGUUAGAAGCAGCAGUUCCUCCAUCUUAUUUGCCAGGGAGCAGACAUUCAGUGAAUGUAGAAAUGAGAGCACUUUGCCUCCUGUAAAUUCCAUAGAGUGCAGUUGCUACACCAACCAAAAUCUCAGAAAAACUUCCUGGAUCUGUGAAAACUGGUGAAAAAGUCAGUCAGAAUACUGCCCUAUGUUUAAGAGUUCCCGUCUGGUGAAUGUUACCAGAGAAGGAGUGCAGAAAACCAAACAAAAACACAAGAACAAGAAAAGAACACAGCGGCGUACACUGGAGCUGCAAAGACACAUUUGAUACAAGUAUAGUUGGUGGGUGCUGCCUAAAUGGUACAAUUAGACCUCAGCACAAUUCUCUUAAAUUUAGCCCCUAUAGCCUGCUUCAUUGAGAAAGAUGUGUUUCUGUAUCUUGGCUUAACUAUAAAUGCUGACAUUUGUCAAACCCAGACAUACAUCACAUACUUAAGUGUGUAAAAAAAGUGGGGGCCACUUGUAGCAUUAAUGAAAUUUUUUCCUUUUUCAUUCUUUAUGUAUAAUAAUAACAGAAAUGUGGGUAUAUUUUCCUACACCUAAAUCUGGUGUGUGGCAUCACACAUUCUUUUAAAUGAACAUCUGACCCAGUUGAGAAUACAAACAUCCCUUUCAGACUCCAAUUCACUUUUCAGCUGAUGUCACCAGAUGCAAUAUCCAAAGCCUUCCCAUGUCAAUAGGAGUCACAGUGAUCUCAUUUUGAGCUGUAACCUUUAUCCAGCUGACCACUAUGCUCUCUCAUAACUACAUCAUAAAUCACACAUGACAAGUGUCACACAGAGCAGAGGUGAGGCCAGGGGCUCCUGAUGCUGCUGCUGCUUGGAUUUCUGUUUCAGCAGGUCCAGCUCUCAUCAAAUAUCAUUCAAGACAAUAAUCCCAGAGGUGGAGGAGGAUUUGUGCUCCGAGAUGUGGGAGGCUCACCAUUUAUCUCCUCUGCCUUGGGUAUGUGUGCGUGCGUGCGUGCCUGCCUGCCUGCCUGCGUGCCUGCUGCAUGCGUGUGUGUGAAUCUGACUUCCUCUUAGUAACUCUGUGUAGCUGCUUGUGUUGUCUGCGUUUGAUCCAGUGGAGCAAAGUUCAUUCAAACAUCCAAAUCAAUUUAUGUAACUGCUUUAAAAUAGCUUUUUAACCCUGUUUAAUUGACUCAGACUGUUACUUCAGUCAUCAUUUUAUUGCUGUACCAAACACUUUUUCUUUGAGUGGCUUUUCAUCACAUUUAAACAGCCAAGUGGAUUAAAAAGAGUGAAACAUGGUGCCAUGUUGCAUCUUGUAUCAUUGUUUUUAUUUCUAAGAUAUUACUGAGUCACUUUCUUGGUCAUUAAUAACUAGGUGCUUCUAUUUUUAACUAAGCAGUUGUUAAACUGCAGAAGAAUGUCUGUGAAAUAACUGUUCUGAUUUAUGUCUUUAUGUUCCCUUUUUUAUAACUGGCAACUUCAAACAAUGUGGUCAGCAUCUUUAAAGGCAGAUGGACCUGACUUAGGCAAUGUUACUCAAUGGAAAAAGUCUGCCUGUAAUAUGUCUUUGAUGUAGGAGUUUGAGAACAUCUUACGAAUUUUAAUCACGGACUUGUUAUGAUGGUGCUCAGAGAAAUGUUAUUUUGGCAGCCAUCUUGAUGAGUAAAACAGAGUGUCAUCCGCAUAUCAGUGAACCUCUAUAGAAUAAUUUAUGAUACAGGAGCAUCUUAGUAAGGUGUCGUGAAUACGGAGCAGGUGGUUUUGCUUUAUAUAAAGCUUUCAGGGUGAGACAAGACUUUAUCACUUCACAUUGAGGUCUUUCCCAUCAUGUUAGGGUUUUAUGUUGCAUACUCACACUUGCUGUACAUUCACAUUACUCUUUAUGUGACCACUAACCACAUUCACAAAUAUUGACCUAAAGAUGUAUUUAAAAUUAUGUUAUAGAAUUAAUGAUACUCCCCAUGAUUCCAUAGCCAAUAACUGCUCUGUGGCAACAGCUUCAAAGUGGGACAAAUUUACCUCACACCGAACAUUUUAAUUCAUGGUAAAGUUAAAAAAUUACUCACUUACUGGUUAUUUGUUAUGAUUAAUAUUAAAGUAAACUUAAGUUGACGUGUCUGUUCUCAUUCAAUUCUAAUUUUUUGCCAUGGUUUAGCAAUCUUUUUCACACUUGGCAACUCUGCCACUGCCUGGAUUGCAGGACAGCAUCUUGCUUUACUUUUUUUGAAGGGAUGGUUGGGGCUCAGCAGCACCUCAGGCUGCUCUUUCACGUGUGCCCAUUAGCCGACCUCAUUUCUCAACUGUCAAGACUGGAGUCAUGUUUUUGUCACAGUGUAAACAGGCAGAGGUGGAAUGUGCCAGACUCCUUUCCCCAUGUAUUCUGUAUAAACCCUGUAAUAAGUAAGAAAGCCAUAUUAUUAAAAAAAAAAAUAGCAGUGGUCCAAGCAUUAAACCUUGUGGAACUCCAUGAUGUUGUUUGGCUCUGGAAGUAAGUCUCCAUAUUUGUUGAGUUAAAUACUUCUUUGUUUUGUUUUGAUUAUUCUUAUUAGAUUCCAUUAAUGUCCAAUUCCCAAUUUAAAGACUUUUAAGGGCUAUGCAGAAAUUUCUCUGUACGGUAAAAUUUAACCUCUUUACAAGAAAUGUUCCUUAAAUUAAGGUAUACAAUAAAGACACUGAUUUUUGUAAGACACUGAAAGAUAGUUUGAAACCUAGAAAAUUCAAUUUUAUUUUUUUUUAUUUUUUACUUGUCAAAAUUGCCUAAAGGUGGCAACCAUUUAACAACAAAACAGCUGAAUAAAAUCUUAAAGUUAUGGAGAAUGGCCAGAAGACUCCCUCAAGGCAUAUUUGAAAAAUGAUCUCAUCUUAUUUUAUUUCUAACUCAAGGCACCAUUAAAGAAAUGCCUUGCACUGCCUUGCAAUGAAAGUCCUUGCACUCUGCUCUGCAUAGGCACCUCCUUUGCGUUUCUAUUCUUUCAGACUGGGUGGUAACUGUGAUGUUUAUUUUGAUACAUCAAUGACUAAUUUGACCAUAGAGUUUAUUUCUCAUGUGUCCACUUAUCAUCAAUGUCAUGUCUUGUUAAAGAAAAUGCAGUACUCCUGGUAGAUGAGUCAUAAUUUGUAAAGACUAAAGUGAAAAGAGAGUAUCUCUGAGAGGGCAAUGAGUCCAUGCAGAAAAUCUCUGCAGUGCAAAGACCACAGCUAGUAAACUGCAGAGGGAUAAAGACCUUGCACCAGCGGCACGUGAGUGAGGGAUGGAUGAUGGGUUAUCCACUGAGAGAAAGAGACAGAGAUUGAAAAAGAACAAAUCAGCAUGAUGAUGGAGGAGGAGGGGCAUUUGCGUCAUACAGCUGUGCCUUACCAUCGUGACAUCUGGAGGAGGGAGACGCAGGUGGACAGAACAAUCCUUUCUCCUACCCGUGGCUUUAUUAACUGUGAGUUACUGCAACCAAAGACAGAGUGUAGCCAAGAGUACAGUACAUCAGCAGCAACAUAUGGCAUCAAGCACAACACUGUAUACAGUAAUCACACAUCAGCGUGAAAUGUGUCUUUUUCUACUGUGAGCACAGGCUGGAGCUCACAGCAGGAAAUAAGUCAUAUUUUUAUUGGUAUGAACAGUGAGGGAAAUGAGCUAAGGGAUUUACUGAAGGGUUGUUUAGGAACAAACGGGGAAGCCAAGUUAACAACCUCAGGCUACACACAGAUGGAGUGAGACUUUACAUGCUGGUUUCUGGAGAAAUGCUUCGGCCAACAACCAUAAAUGUGCUGUUCUUAGAUUUUUUUUUUUUUUAUUUUUUAAAUCUGAGUCCUUACUAAGUUUUUAACCUGUUACCAUCUAUGGAACUCAUUCAUGCUGUAACCAAUAGGUAUGGGAAUUUAGACCCAGUUCCAUUGGAAACCCGGUUCUGCUUUUGUCAAUACCUGGAAGUCAGUAAUGUUUUAGCUUAUCCAUUCUGCUAGUUUUGUAAGUUUUGUGAAGUUGUUGUUAUACUUUGACUUAAGUCACCUCAUGCAGCACAGUGGUGCCCCUCAUUUAAAUGGCAAUUUAAAAUUUGAUUUGGCAGCUAUUGGGUAUUAAACUACGGGGAAAGUAUUCUGGUGGUCUGCAUAUGGCUGAAUAUGCAACGAAGUGUGGCUACAUUCUACCAAAGCCAAAGAUAGAAAUCAAGUAAACACAAUCACCAUAUAGCGUUGUGAAUCAAAUCCAGCCAAAAUGCAGUAACUCUGACUGUCUGCGACUUGCUUUAUGGUGAGGGUUGUCAGUUAAAAUCCCUUAUUCAGUGUUAAAACCUGCAGAAAUAUGACUGUAAGAAAUAUAUAUAUAUAUAUAUAUAUAUAUAUAUUUGUUUGUUUUUUUGCACAGCAAUAUAAAGUUCAUAUUACAGAUGGAUUUGUGGCCUUUGAAACUUUUUUGCACAAACUCUAAUCAACAAUGGAAUUCCUAGUUGAAUGCCAUGUUGAAGGGGUUACAUUAACUGUGAUUUGAAGGCUAAAGCAUCUUAUCAUUGUUCAGCGAGAAAAGCUAUUGUCAUCUCCUCUUUCCACUAUAUAACAGAAAAGUCUUGAAAACAGUAUCAAUGAGGACUCGAGUCAUAAAGAAGUCUUAAUAAUGGAAUCAGUGUCGAAAAAAAUGAAUAGAUACCACUGCUAACCAUAGUUGAGACAAAAGGGAUUUGUGAGGAGGAUAGUUGAGGAUUCUUCCUUCACUUGUCUGAUUUAGUUGACAUAAAGAUGAGAAGUUCACGUGACUGUCUCUGGGGCCGUGGACUAUAAAGGGGUGUUAAGACCAAACGCGACCAGGUCGCGUUGCAUUGGUCGGUCACGUCGCGUCGCGUGGCGCCCUGGUUUGUUCACAACGGGUCCAAAGCUGCGGUCGCAGGACGCAACUGGUCGCCGCUGACCCGUUUCUCCCACCUUCCUUCUCCCUCCUUUUCUCCCUCAUAUAUACAUCCCGCAGCCCCUUCCAGCGCUUGCGGCACACACACACACACACACACACACACACACACACACACACACACACACACACACACACACGUUGAAACAUGUAGCCUAGCAAGCAGGGGAAGUUUGCUAUGUUUUCAGGACAUAGUCUGCUCACUGAAAUAAAUAAACAAAUGACCAGAAAGCCCGAAAUCAUGGGCCACCUUCGCCCAUGCCUCCUCCUUGGAGGUGCAGUCCCGGUAAAACGCGCACCCCACGUCGUACAGGACCGGGUGAUAACUCACGGCAGUGAUAAACUGCUCCUCCAUUGUGAUUCUUCUUCUCCUCCUCCUUGCUUCGCCGGUUUGUUGACGUCAGCAGAGCCCUGAUUGGCUGUCGCGGCACGGAGUCGCGGAUAGUCGCUCCCAAAGUUCAAAUAUUUCAACUUUGGGAGCGACGCGACUUGGCGUUUUGCGACCUUGGCGACGCGACCUCGGCGACACGACCUUGGCGAUGCGACUUGGUGACCCUGUGCGACCUGGUCGCCAAGUCGUGUCAGGUCGCGUCACAGGCAGCCGGCGGUUGCCAAGUCGCGUCAGGUCGCGGCUGUACAUAGACUUUGCAUUGGAAGCCGUUGCUGACGUCGCCGAGGUCACGUUUGGUCUGAACACCCCUUAAGAACACUAAGUUGAAAAGUCCUUGACAAGACUGAGAUUUUCUGAGAACUAUGUAGGGAUGACUGUUCCCACAACAUUGUGACAAUAAAAUUUUUUUUAUCAACAACCCAAUGAAAAUUCACUUUGAGCAGGAUAAAACUGCUGAUCCAACUGGAAUAUUGGUCAUAUAAAUUUAGCAUGGUUUAUCUGUCUUAUUUUCUGAUUAAGCAGCCAGAAACUGUCAUUCUGAUUGUAUUUUUUUUUGGCAGAACUCAUGUCCAUGCUUGUUUCUUGUCUCUCACGGCCUGAAACACUUUGGAGAAGCGUGAAUGGUCAGAGGGUGAAACAAGGAUCAAGCAUUUGAGAGUCUUUGAGAGUAUGACAACUGCCCCAUUAUCUUGGAGUUCAGUGGGUUUAUCUGUUUUUGCCACAUGAAACUCACCACAAUCUAUCUCACCUAAUGUAAAUUUUAGGGAAGUAAAGUAGUCUUGGCCUGUUUUUUGGGCUUGGACUAGAUUUACUUAUUAUAUACAUAGAGUAAAGUCAGUGCCUUAACAUGUGGACAUGCAUAAAUCCCAGAAGUAGUGUAUCAAGUGUUCAUAGUAAAACGUCAGUUUGCGUAACCUGUCCUUGGGAGGCUUUUCUCAGAUCCAGAUUAAGUUUUUUUCAGGGCUAUAAAACACAAAAAACUUUCAACCAAAGUGUCUCCAAAUUUGUGUUUCGGUUUGAGGAAGUGUUUUGGUGAGUUAAAUGUCCAGAACUAUUAUUGGCCUGCAAAGAGCCCUAACCUUUACGCAGUGGUACACCUUUGUUUGGGCCUCCAAGUCCAAUACUUGCGCCUGACCCUAGGUCUAAUGGGCACUAUUUCGGCAGCGGUAUUUCAUCAUGAAUGUCCAACAGGACACUAGCUUUGCUGAAAAACUCAUUCUGAUUGGGUUCCAAGCAGAAAACUGGCAGGUUUUUCCAUUGAAUUAGUACAUCUUGGAGGCAGUUUCCUCUUGGACAAACUACACCCUUCACCAUAAGGCUCCAACUAUCAGCACUGGAUUGCUGCUUGUUAACUACAUACCAAAAGUUUCCUGCUUUAAUGAGACAUUGGCCUAUUAAAAAACACAUCACGUAGUCUGACUUUUACUGGCAUAAAUGUGGAUCUCACUGAUGAAUAUUAUUGAAGCUGAGCUGUCUUGAGCCUUUUUACUUAUGAAAAGCAAGAUUGCAGAGAAUGUCAUCAUCCUCUGACUUGAACAUCAGAUACUGACAUCAGGUAGUAUUUUUUUCUACAGAUUGGAAAUAGAGAAAGAAAGAAAUAUCCAUAAGAUAAAAUCAAUAACAUGCUCAAAAUGCAGUUAAGUAGAUUUGAACUUAUUUAUUUGGCAUCCCCUGGAUUUAAAGGUAGAGAUCCAGCUAUUGGAGGGAUUAACCUGGUUUUAUUUUUCCCUCUGUCAGUAUUCAACCUGCAGCUCUAAUCUGCUCCCUGCUCAUCACCAUCUGUCAUCUGUAAUCUCAACCACCACUGCCCCACCCUGUACUCACUCUACACUCUCUGCCUCUGUCUCAUUCCCCGAUCCUGGCCUUAAAUAGACCAGGACGAGCGGGCGGGGUGUUGUACUCUCACCUGCACCCUUCCUUUCAUCCAUAGGAAUGGGCCAUCCUGUACUCAGGAUAUGCAGUAACCGCGAUGCAUUUCUGACUUGUCACCGAGGCAGUUCCGUAAAUGUCAGAGGAAGUGCUGAUAGAGCAUUUGAACCAGGUAGCUCAUUAUUUCCAACAGAGACUCCAGUUAAAGAGGCAUAGCAUAUAUCACAUAAGUGUCUGCAUAGAGGCUGCACUAAAGGCCACAAUCUGCAAAGCUAGGCGAUCAUUAAAGAAGCAGUGUCAUUUGAGUUGAUCAUUACCCCUGCUUUUCACUGACCUGCCACAGCCUCUCCAUCGCCCACUCUGCAUGCAGACUCUGGGCACUGCAUGUAUGGAAUAGAUAUCAUGAUAAUGUGUGGUGAAUUUUCCAUUUCAUAAAAAAAAAGUAACUUGAUAGUAAAACUAUAGUUUGGCAUCAUCAAGCUUCUAGAUUGAUAAUCUGUUCACAUAAAAACUCAUACUUCACCAAAAACAUUCUAAUGUGAUGAAAGAACAGUCAAAAAGCAAGUCCUACAUUUCAGUUACAUUUCCCCAAAUUUGUCACAGUUAACAGUUCAGGAAUCAGUGCUUUUUUUUUUUUUUUUUUUUUACCUUUUAACCUAAUUUAUUUAUGCACGAUAAAAACAUACAAAAAAGUGUAUUUUUUAAUUUUGGAUUGUAUUGAUUAGAAAAUAAACUUAGCUAAUGUUUUAAGAAGCGAAUGUUUAAAUAAAAAAUCACAUCAGUAUUUUCAAGGGAUAUCACACUUGAGGUCAUAACCAUGAGUAUUGUUAUCAUGUUUCAGGUCAUAGGUUAUGUCAAUCAGUCCCUUGUUUAGAAGGAGCUUCAAGGACAACGGACAGUCAAAAUUUGGAGAAUGUUGAAUAAUAUUUUAUCCUUUCGAACCAUUUUAAAAAUGUGUUUUUAUAUUUUGCUGUUGACCUUUAAGGCCCCAGAUAAAUACUGCCUUACUUCCCCAAGUUCACUCUCCAGCUAGAGCACUGACCAUGCAUUCACACCAAGCGCGAUUAAAAACAUCUACUCGCUUUAUUCACAUGUAUCUAGACGCGUCAAGUAUUUACUCGCUUCAUACGUACGAAUGAAACAAGUCAUUUACACAAAUGAUUCACUCUACAAUAAUAAUCAUUUAGUCCAUUCACACAAUUCGCAUCAUUUGCACCCUUAGGGUAGAAAAGAGCAUCUACUCGCGUCUUUGCAAUGACUUUGCAUGUUAUUUAUUCACGCAAAUGAUUUUACUCGCGCUGGGUGUGAAUGCCCCUUGAGGCCGACCAGUCAGCUGCUCCUGGUUAUCUGGCAACAACGGCAUUUGUAUCCGCUGCCCAUAAAAUCGAUACAGUCUAUUGAAUGUUUUAGAACACCCCUAACAUUAGUGACUGUUUGGUUUUCAGUUUAAAUAACUAUGUUUUGGAGUGAAACAUUUGUCAAGCAAAAUGAUGUUUGAUCGCUGACAGCUUUAGUAGCACAAAUGUUCAUUAUGCUGUCUAUCUUUACUUCACCUAAGCUGUCAAACAAAACAAUGUUGAAGGACUGGAGUACAGGAGUGUCAUCAUUUGUAUUGGGAAUAUUAGCCUUAGUCCAGUUUCUUGGCAAAUGUAUCCAUUCAUUUCUUGAUUUGUUUGAUGGAAAUUCUUUGUAGACCAGAAGGGUUUCUCAUCGAAACCCCAGAUUUAGGCUUUUAUCCCUGAUCGAGACUUAAGGGACCUAGCAAGCUGGAAACUUAGUCAAAUGCUCAGGUUGUAACAGACAGAAAAGUUAUCAAUUCACAUUGUUAACACCAGUGUCUGCCCGUACAGCACUCAAACCCUGUGUUGUUGGAGAGCUUAAAUGAAUAAAAACAGUCAAUAUAUGGUCUAUUAACUAUUUCUGUUGAUAAAGUAGACACUCACUUUUCCCAGCCGUGAUACUGAGUAGAAUUACACCAAUUCUUCUGGCAAAUUCAGGCACCAAAACUUUUGCAGACUGAAUUUUCCAUCAACAGUUUUAAGCUCAUUUUCUGCAGCUCUGCGUUUGCAGGACUGCACACUGUGUCCAACACGAGUCUCAGCAGUCUCCUGGUUCCAAGAAUUAAGGUCCUUGACUAAGUCUACUCUAAAAGACUUCUGUUAUUCACUCAGAGUCAUUAUGGAGCUGAAAAGAUUUUUUUUUUUUGCUCCAAAGAGAAAAUUAAGUCUCUAAGAUUUUCAGUGUAGCAAAAUAGCCACAGUAGACUCUUUUGGCCAAAUGGAUGGAUGGACACCUGGAAAAAAGUAACACAACAAGAAGUAUCCAGAAAGGAGGUAGACAACAUGAUUAGGAGCCAGGAACUGAGUCCGAUCAGUCUCAGGUGCUGGAGGUUAUUUCCCCCCAAUUUUUGUUUCUGUUGGUUACAUCUUUAUCACCACAGCAACAACAUUCCUUUGCUGAAUUAUCAUGUAGACUGUGCAUGAGUCGUGUCUGUUAUGCUGUUGUUCCUGUAGUUGCCAUGGCAACAAAGAGAGGGUGAGAAAUUCAAAAAAAUUCAACCUGAGAAUAUGCCAGCUCAUUCAUAAGUGACCUUGCCUCUUCUUGCCACCAUCCGCUGGUUUAAAGAGAAAACAAUGACGGCUGCAACAUUGACUGCUGACCAUCUGAAAGCACCUUUAAGUUGCUCCAUGACAUGCAGCAAAAUAAUCCCGAACUAACCCUAUUAGUAGAGCAGACAAAUGCAUAAUAUAGCCCGAAUCGUUCAAACAUGAAAUUUGGUACAUAUACUCAUCAAACCCCACUCUUUUCAAAAAUAAUGUUAGCCACGCAAAAUUCUAAGAUGGCGGCCCCAAAAUCCAAGAUGUCUGCCCCAAAAAUGUGUUUUUUCCUUUAUAACUCUAAAUGCCUUGAUUUUAAGCCCCAUACAUAUAUUGAAGUUGAAUAUAAAGUUGUGUAUUGCAGACAUUUUGGUACCUAGUACAUUUCUGUAUCCAUUACGGUUCUUGAGAUACAUCAUAUAGAUACUUGUACAGAAUUGGAAGAGUGAGAAAUUUGUAACACCGAUUGUUGUUACGUGCAUAUGGUUAUAUGAAAAUAUCAUUUCCAUUAUCUAUUAUUUUCAUGAGGCUUAUAACAUUACAUUUUGAAAACAAGAUGGUGUCCAAGAUGGCUGCCAUUGCCUUGAAGUAAUCCGAUCUUAGUGACUAUGAAACAUUUACUUUUGGCAUGCACAUAUUUUUGGUCUAUGCAUCCAAUGGGGCCAUUGCAGUACAAAAUUUAGACGUUUAUACAGUACAAGCUUGCAGAUGUAAUAGAGUGAAUAUCGGCACACAACCAGGACACACUGGUGAUAUCACUGCUCUGUAACUCAGCAUGACCUCCAGGAGUUCUUUCAGCAUGAGAACCAGUCCUUCCCUGUUGCAUUGAGCAAGGGUGGAAAAUUGAACACUUGCCAGAAGUCUCAGCUGACCUCUAUCCUUGAGAAUUAUGUCCCACCAGUUGACAAGGAACCUGAGGCAGACGUUCUCAUUGUAGAUGGGUCAGCUUUGGACCACGCCCUGCCACCAAAAAGAUCCAAGACUUUUGAGGACAUCGGGUCUCCCUGUCCUCGCACGCAGACAAAAUGACAAGAAAAACUAAAUUUACGGCGUGCGAGGUGGAGGUGCUGGUGGCGGAGGUGGAGGAGCGACAGCGUGUUUUGUUUGGCAGCCUGUCCAGUGGCAUCAGUGCAAAACGGAAACGCUUGGAGUGGGAGAAAGUUUGCGAGAGGGUGAACGCGGUGGGUUCCGAGACACGCACCCCCGCGGGGAUUAAAAAAAGUGGUCGGACCUCAAGGUGGAGGUCAAGCGGCGUACAGUUCCCCCCGGAGGAGUACUGGCCAGACAGGUGGGGGUCCGGGGGAGGAGACCCUCACACCGUUUGAGCAGCGGGUGGUGGCGAUUAUUAUUAUAGGGUAAGUGGCGUGUCACACAAAUGUCCACAUGCUUUGUCAUCCCACUGAGCAAAAGACGUAUAUUAGACGUCUAGUCUAAGUUUAUACUUCAUUUCAACCUCGGGAUUCAGUCUAUUUUUAGACGUGAUUUAUACUUCGCCCUUAACUUCACUUUUCGAUAACUUUUUAUGCAAUAAACAACUGUAAUGUGCAUAACCGACCUCUAAAUACUGGAUUACAUUACCUAUGAUACCGUGGAGAGAGAUGUAAACGCAACAGAUACACAGAAGCAGGAAUUGAAAUGAACAAAUAUUUUUAUUGUGACACAGAAAUCAACGUGUCGGCCGUGUCGCCGGCUUGCGGAACCCCGGCCCGCGGCAGCCCGUCCGCCGGCUCAGAGUCGUCGGCCAGGACCAGCGGCAUUCGGGCCACCCCGGCCCCCGGCCCCAGCACCAGCAUCAGCACCAGCGCGCCGACAAGCGGUGGAGCGUCCACCAGCCGCAGCGCUUCCGCUGGACGCAGUGGAAGGGUCCUCGCGGAGGGGGUCCUGCAUUCGCAGGAAGAAAUCAUCAGGGGGAUCGCGGAUAUCAACGAGCGGCUGGACCGGCUCGUAAAUGUCCUCGAGCGUCUGGUGGAGAAAAUAAAUUAAUUUGGCUCAUUGAACUGUGUAUUCACUUCUUACCCAUUCACACUGUGGCGAUGAGAUUCUCCCGCGCGAGGACGGCGGCCGGCGGUGAUCAGCUCGCAUCCCUCCGUCUGCUGCUGGUAGUCAUGUGGGGCGACGUGCUGCUCGGCCACGGGGAUGUGGUGCACGCUUGUCACAUAGUGAGUCACCAAACACCGCCACACAGUGUCGCCAAAGUGCGAAUCACAGUCAACGCAAAUAUCAGCUCAACGCCAAUUUCUACACCACCUCCUGACUUUGCGUUGAUUAGCGCUGGAACCGACGCUCGUUUCGUGAUGAUAAAUCUGGACGUGUGCGCCGAUUUUGGCGUACGCAAGGUUUUCUUGCGCCGCAAACGUUGAUACAUGAGGCCCCAGGAGUUCUUUCAGCAUGAGAACCAGUCCUUCCCUGUUGCAUUGAGCAAGGGUGGAAAAUUGAACACUUGCCAGAAGUCUCAGCUGACCUCUAUCCUUGAGAAUUAUGUCCCACCAGUUGACAAGGAACCUGAGGCAGACGUUCUCAUUGUAGAUGGGUCAGCUUUGGACCACGCCCUGCCACCAAAAAGAUCCAAGACUUUUGAGGACUAUGCAGUUCUCAACUUCCUACCUGUGAUCUACAUGUACUCCAGCAAGUACACAAUGACACAUCUGGUCUUUGAUGUGAAAAACCCAUCAAGCCUUAAAGCUGAGACCAGGUCCAAACGUGGUGAGGGGGGAAGACACAAGGUAAUAAAUAAGAACACCAUGCUAUCUAACUGACAUAACUUCCUGUGGCACAGUGACAACAAAACAGAGUUGUUCCACCCUUGCCGACAAGGUUGCACAAAUGUCGUCACAAAGGGACCUGCUGUCCUCAGCACUCAUGCAACUGGUCUUGACGGACUGGAUAAAUGCUCUCACGAGGAAGCGGACAGCCGCAUCUUUGUGCACGCCAAAUAUGAAACUGGUAGCCAAUCCAUCAUGAUCAAGGCAAAUGACACAGAUGUUCUGAUCUUAGCAAUAAGUGUAUUCAGCGGUCUCCAAGAGGCUGGCCUACAGCAUAUGUGGCUUGCAUUUGGGCAAGGUCAGACUCUGCGCUGGAUCAGUGUGCAUGACAUAUUUCAGCAUGUUGGCCAGGAGAAGGUCAAAGGCAUGCUCCUCUUCCAUGCCUUUACAGGAUGUGACACUGUGUCUGCCUUCCGCAACAAAGGCAAAAAAAUGGCUUGGCAUACAUGGGACAUAUGUCCAGAAUCCUUGCCUGUAUUCGCCAAACUGGGUAUUUACCCUCCCACAGUGGAGGACUGUGACACAGAGGUGCUUGAGAAGUUUGUCAUUCUCAUGUAUGACAGAUCCAGCACAGCUGCUACUGUGGAUGAGGCCAGGCUUGACUUGUUUGCCAGAAAGCAGAGGCCCUAUGGGUCUAUCCCACCAACCAGAGUAGCUCUACUCCAACACACCAGGCGUGCUGCCUAUCAGGCUGGUUGUGUGUGGGCCCAGGCAACCCAAUGUCAGCCAGAAGCAAAGGACUCUGCAGACUGGGGAUGGCAAAAGGUUGGUGAGGAAUGGCAGGUCUUCUGGACAGACAACUCUCCGAUAGCCAAGACAUGCGAACAGCUCACCAAAUGUGGCUGUAAAUCUGGCUGUUGUGGCAGGUGCAAGUGAUACAAAUUGGGUCUCAUGUGUACAGCUCUGUGCAGUUGAAACUGUGAGGUGUAACUCACAGUAAGUAUGCUGUAUCUUACAAACUGUAAUAGAUGCACAUGGUACUAAAAUACCUGCUUUUAUCAACGUCUAAAUUCUGUACUUAGCUUAGAUGGGAUCUGGAAAAAUUAGGGAAUUUUGUAAACUUCUGAAUUUUAGUAUAGUGUUAGGUAUGGGUAUAAGGUUUUUAAAAAACACCGCAAACGAGUUGAGCGCAUCCCCUAGUGGUCGGUUUGCAUGGUAUUUAAUGUUAGAUAGUUUAGUAUAUGGUUGAAACCCAAAACAAGUGAUAGAAGAGAUUUAUUUAAAAAGAGCCCCAAAAAAAAAGAAAAAAAAAAAGGGGUGGGGGUGGGGAUAAAGACAGACUCCACGUGGCCUCCCCCGCAAGUAGCCAGAGAGUAGUACACAUACCUAACACCAUAACAAAAAUCAGAAAAUUGUCACAAAAUGCCUCAUUUUUAACUUUUUAUGACAAGUUUCAUCCUUCUGAAUUCAUGAUUCAUCUCUGCUGAAUUCAUGAUUACUUCAAGGCAAUGGCAGCCAUCUUGGACACCAUCUUGGUUUUCGAAUUUCAUGUUAUGACCCUAAUGAAAAUAACAGAUAAUGGAAAUGAUAUUUUCAUAUAACCAUAUGCAUGUAACAACAAUCGGUGUUACAAAUUUCUUACUCUGCCAAUUCUGUACAAGUAUCUAUAUGCUGUAUCUCAAAAACCGUAAUGGAUACAGAGAUGUACUAGGUACCAAAAUGUCCGCAAUACACAACUUCAUAUUCAACUUUAAUAUAUGUAUGGGGCAUUAAUUCUGCAGUUGACUUUGCAAAGUCAGCAGAAAUCGUUUAUAUCCGACGUCUUCUGCAGAUAUAAAAGAUUUCUGCCGACUUUGCAAAGUCAACUGCAGAAGUAAUGGCAUUCUGAAUGAACGGCGCUUUGAAAAGUCCCACAGCAUAUGUUAGACGUCACCAUCUACACAUGGACCAAUCAGGGGCUGCCUUUCCCUGUUGUCUGGGUAACAGUGGAAACACGGUCUCUGAUUGGCCCGGUUAUUUUCUGACCGGGAAUACACGCUCCCAAUGGGCCGAAGUCCAGACUGUUGUGGGAAGGAACGGCAAGUGAUUCACGCAACAGGAUGGCCCAGCCAGGCUAAAACAAUCAACCCUCAAACCAUGUUGUAUGACGAGUUUGUACCUGCUGGCAGGUAGGUUUUUUUGGCUAGCCUUUAGCUCCUAUUUGCAGACUGUGUACUAAGCUACAAUACCAUACUGCAGGAGGUUAAGCAUCAGACAGGCUGUAUCAAUCUUAUUGUAUCUUUCUUAUUUAAAGGCAUGGUUGAUGAUUGGAGAAGCAGUUGAAAAAAACUGAGCUGUUGAGGCAGAUUUGAAAAAAGCGUCCCACCCCCACACUCAGACCUCUCCUCUCUGUGCUCCACGAUAACUCCCCCCCCGAACCUGUAUCGCCCUCCCCACGACACAUCCCUUCUGGCAGAGUAAGAGGCCGGCCGGCUGAAGAUCCUACGCUAGCUUCAAAUAGGAUUCACCAUGUCUGAUUGCUAGAGACUAGCGGCAGUAAACGCCAGCGCUGCUAGUGAGCACCAUCUGCUGCUGCCUGGACAGCUACAGUGUUGACAUUGCAGAGACUCAUAAGAGUUAUUUUUGUAACGUGCCAUGAUCAAAGGCAAAAAUUACCUGUUGAACAAAAACUCUGUUUUCUCGGCAUCUGUUUUCAGGCCCAAAUCCUGGUGGAGCGUUCUCCACCAGCCGAAGGAUGACCUGAUGUUUAUUGGGGUUAGAUUCCUUGCUUGGUCACAUUUCCCCUCCGACUCUGCCCUUUCUUCUCUCAGCUUGCGUUUUCCUAGCACUUCCAAGUGUAAUGAAAAGUGCCUAAUAUAAAAUGUAAUUGUUGUAUCCAGAUUACAUACUAUGUACAUACGAUGUACUGGUUAAGGUUUUUGUUAUUGGAAUCUCCAUGCCCCUACCCGGUCCUUGAAAAAAGUUUCCUGCAUGAAACUGGACCCUGGUACAAAAAAGGGUGGGGACCACUGCUGUAAAUGCUUGAGUCGUGUCUUAUGACAAAUAAACUAUAAAAUCUACAUUGUGAAUAGUCGAUGUGGACGAUGUAAAAACACGGGUGUUUCUGACACCUACCACAUCGCUCUGGUUUCAGGCAUAAAAAACUGCAGUAAAAAUAUAAUUGUUCUUGUCACCGAUAGUCUCUUUUGCUUUUGUACAUCAUAAAGAAGCAAAUAUGAAUUUCAGCCUUUUUCAUGGAUAUCAAAAAGAAGCUUUAAUUACUUUAACUCUGGACAGGCAGAUAGAACUAGGGUUAUUUUUCCUGCUGGGUCACUUCACUGUAUUUUGAAGGCAUGCAUGAUGUACUCAUGAUUGAUACCGUUCAGUCCUGCCUGAUAAGAAAAUAAAGUGGGGGAAAAAAAUCAAACUUGUGUUUGAGCAAAAGGUUGUGUGGAGAACAUGCCGCAGUGUAAAAGACAGCAUGUUCAAACAGCAGCUUCAAAAGUCUCAGAGGAAUUCAAAACAAAUUCAAGCUCCAUAGGCCAUGAUGGGAUCUUGCCUCUGUCACACCUCUAUCCAUAUGAAACAUCCCUGAGAUGCAGUACAUCUGCACUCACACACUCACAUGUGCCCUGUAGUUUCCCUGGAAAGCUGUUCAGAAAUCUCUCAGUUGUGGUCUCGGCUGCUGCAGCUGAUGGCUUUGAACUCGGCUCCUCUGGGGGGACUCCGCUGUCUUCUUCCCGAUGCAUGUGGAGCCCAGAGGCUUGUUUCUCACUGCUGUGAAUUCAUAAAUAAUGACAAUUCGCAGCCUCUUUGACAUACAAAGUGCGAUCACAUCGGCUCAGCACCCCUGACCCUCUAUGGCGACUGAGAAGGACGAGACUGUAAGGGGGAAGAGAGGGGAGAGGGUGCAGAGAUCAAAAGGAACUUUGCGGUAUCUGAUCAGGAGACUGUUGAUCCCGGUUAGGUGCUUGGUUGUUAUUUCCCUCAUGUGCUGGUGUAUUGCACGAAUACAGUAUCGUUCCCCAGAAGACAGCUGCACAGAAUAAACCCUGUCUUGUAAGACCUUUCUUCACAUGCAGCUCAUUCUGAAUAUUUUUACGGAUAUCGCUACAGGCCAUGAAGAGGUUCUGCAUAGCAACGAGAACACUGAAGAGUCUCUUGUCAGGCAGCUUUCAAACACACAUCCAUUAUCUCCCCUGAGAGUGUCAAAUUAGCACAGUGCUAACAGGUGGCUUUCUAACAGAUGCCAAGUAGAGAGAUUGAGGUCAUGUUUGUUUAAUCGCCUCGGGGGUCAAGUUCCAGAUGGAUUUGACUUCUUUUUCUUCUCCACCAGCAGAAGAGGGAGACUUGUGAAGCACUGAUACGUGUUAUAGCGCUGAUCUGCAAUUAGAGCUCCCUGCAAAGUGCAAAGUUGUGGAGAUACCAAGAUUUCACAUUUAAUUUUGACUUUUUAACAUUUUGUGUGCUUCCACCUUUAGACGUUAAGCAAUGUAGUGAUAAGUGGUUGACUUUCUUUUAGGGUGUUUGAAUAUUAUUAGUCAACUUUAGUUCAACUUUACUUUGAAAAAAGCUGGGAAAGGUCUGAAUCUGUAAAUAUUUACCUAAUCAUCUCAUAUGGAUGUUUAUUUGCUUCAAGAUCAGUUGAUAUAUUCCUCUUCAGUCUUAACUUUCAUCACAGAUAUGUUUCAUUUCUGUCACUGCUAUGCUAACUCAGGGUGUGUUUGAAGGGUUUGUCCAUCACUUUAGCUCAUUCUGACACAUAUCAACUAUUAUUAGCAAGACUGACAUGAGGGUUCAAGCUUUUAUUUAUGCCCUACAAUUAUGAAUAAUUAAAAAUUAAGUUUCCUGACCUUCCAUAUCAGCCUGUUCUCAAUCCCACAUCAAUGAGCAUGGUCAGGCCCUUCAUGUUGAAGUUCAAUCAAUCAAUCAAUCAAUCAACUUUAUUUGUAUAGCACAUUUAAAAUAACCACAAGGGUAGCCAAAGUGCUGUACAGUGACAUAAAAACAAAUAAAACAAUCAAAAAACAAGAUAACGCAAGCAGAAAUACAGUAAUGCAAAAGAAUAAAUAAGUGUAUAAAUAAGGAGGCUCACAGCAAGUGCUAAAAUGAUAAAAAACAAAUUAACACUACAAUGUACUAAAAGCCAAUGAGUAAAAGUGCGUUCAUAUCUGUUCAGUUUUCUUACCUUUGGUGGCCUAAGGCUUACUCAGGAGCAGAAACAUGAGGAGGAGGAGAAGACAAACUUUUAAUUUCCCUAAGAUAAUUAGAAAUCCAAUGCAAGGCCAACUGUCAAACUUGACUUUCUUAAAGGAGACCUAUUAUGUGUAGCAUCUACACUUUUCUAUGCAGUGGUCUGCUGGGGGGCAGGGAGCACCGAGAGGGACAGGAAGAGACUGAAUAGACUGGUCAGGAGGGCCAGUUCUGUCCUAGACUGUUCUUUGGACUCCCUGGAGGAGGUGGGUGAGAGGAGGAUGUUAGCAAAGCUUGUAUCCAUCAUGGACAAUCCCUCUCACCCACUGCACCAGACUGUGGGGGCUUUAAGCAGCUCCUUCAGCAGCAGACUGAGACUUCCACCUUGCAAGACGGAGUGCUACAGCAGGUCAUUCCUCCCCUCUGCAAUAAGACUUUACAACGAACUGUAAUAAUAGCUGGACACACACCACCACUUUUUGUGUAUGUGUAAAUUGUGUAUAUUGUAGAUAGUUUUAUUUUUUCUUCUCCCUUUUUCCUUUUUCUACAUUUUUUCUUAAUUAUUACAUUUAUUUAAGUUCUUAAUAUUAGGAUCUGUAUUUUUAUAACUGCAUUUUUGCACUCUUUGUCUGUGAUGCUGCUGUGACAAAAAAAUUUCCCCCACGGGGGAUCAAUAAAGGAAUAUUCUUCUUCUUCUUCUUCUUAUGCUGAUCUGUGUUGUAAUACAUAAUUAUUGACCAUAGACUAGCAGACAGUUUAAACAAUGACCUUCUACACCCCCAAGAGAGGAUGCCGUCUUCAAACUGCUUCUCUUUAAACCUGCCUUCUCUUGCUGCUUUCUUUGCAAAGUGCUUUAAAACCCCGCUCCACCCUAGCUCUUCCAUUUUAUACUCACUAUGUUUACAUGCACACCAAAGUUGAGCUACAGUUAUAGCUCCAUGGGGACAUUUCAGGGAUCUCCUGUCAAGCUAAUUUAUUGACAAGAGUGUGUCUUCCUUUGCUGCGCUAGGUGGCAAUAUGCCCCCUUUUAGCCUGUUAUUACUGGACGAUCUCCUGGUUGAUCAACUACAACACAUGCUAAAACAGUCAACAAAUGCAUUAGCAAGAGGCUAACAGAAUGUAGAUAAAACGAUGAAAACACUGACAACAUCUCAGCUCUGUACCUCUCAUAUGUACGAUACCACAGCUUUAUCUCCUUUUAAAGGGAUAUUCUGGCAAAAAAUUUUGUAAGGGUCAAACACAUCGUAUCACCGAGUUAGACAACCCCUCGAGAGAUGACUGUUGCCGACCGCUUGCUUCUCAACUUUAGUAACGACCGCACGGUAGCAAUACGCAGUGGUCCCAGGAGCCACGCGCUCAACCAAAAAGCCACUCCAGAGCCACAAAUAAUGCUCAGAACAGCACCUAACUUCAUCAACUGUACAUGUAGGGUCACAGCCAUAGUACUAGCCAACAAACAUCUUUUUAGCUUUCCAUGAUUUCUUUAGCAAAGAGACUAAACACAACUCACCUACUCUCUUCCAGCAGCUGCUUGUUUAAACAGAGACCUCGAACGAGUUGAUCACUGACUGCAGUGGGGUGACGCAGCUCAAGGAAGAACGUUUAUGAUCAUUUCUUCAUUAAUUUGGAGAUACUAAGGCAGAAGACCUAUCGUGUCUGCAGUGCAAAAUGGUUAAUAUGAUGAUUAUUACUUCAAGGAAAUUAUAAAGUAAAGAAACCAGGCAAAGCUAAAAAGAUGUUUGAUGAAUAGUUCUAUGGCUAGGACCCUAUAUGUACUGUUGAUGAAGUCAGGUGCUGACCGAACCUGACCGAAUCAACACAGCUGAAACCGCAUUAAAUUAAAUAAAAUAUCUAGUAAAUAGACACACAUGAUGAAGUUAACAAGAUAUUUAAUUUGUCUCCCUCCUUUUCUUUCUUCCUCUUCCUCUUAUUUCUUGCGCAGCUCGACCUGGACAUGUCUCCGUGUCCUCUCUCCGUCCUGCUGCAGCUGCUUCUGCAGUGGCUGAAAAGAUGAUUUGUUUCAGUGAUCAGAUGCGUUAUUUACUUUAAGCCGACAUACGGAUAUUGUAAUAUUCAGUUUUGUGAGUCAAAUUUAUUUUAUAUGCCAACAUCUAUGAAAGAAAGAGCCAGGCCAUGGAGCGCGAUGCGUCAUUUACGCACAGAUGGUUCCGACUUUAAUGCCAUUUAUGGAGUUUAUGUUGUGAUCUGUGCGCACAACCGAACUUUGUCACGUGAGGUUUAAAUAUCUGCAACUUUAUGUGAGUGUCUUAAUUUGUGGAAAGGGUGUUUGUCUUACCAGUGGUUCCAACAUUACACACACCAAAUCCAUCUGUGCUUAUAUGAGAGAGUGUGGAGGACGCCCAAUGCAGCGCUUACACUGACACUUGAUGAGGAGCUGCCUUCUGUCGGUAUCGUGUGGCAUUACUGUCUUCAGACAUCUCUUGAUCUCUUUGACUACCUGACGAAAAUAAUAAUAUGCUGCGCCGGUGGCGGAUUUAAAGGCAAGGAGAGGAGCUGAUGUGAUUGGUGAAAACAGGUCUCGGCUGUGUUAAACCCACUCCACGCCCUCUCUUCUCCCACGCUACGACUUACGCCGCUGGGAGGAGCUGAGUUAGGGAGGGGGGAUACUUACGCCAGGCUGCACCGCUCACCUAAAUACCAAAUUGUGCUUGGGAACGCCUUGUCGGCGUGGCGGACCUGACUUACGCCGCACCUGCGGCACGUCUCCGGCGAGGCACGAACAUAGAGCCCAUAGUGUCAUAUGUAUUGUCUGGUGCCUGCUCCAUUCUGUUCUGUCCCCUGGGGUCUUUGCUGCUGCUCUCCCUGCUGCAGGCUUUGGAAUUUUGAGGACACUUGUAGAAGGGCAGGGAGCUCUCAGAGCAAAGCCAUACUGCCAAGAUUAACUAUUGCUAAAAGAAAUAAGAUAAGAGAUUCCUUUAUUCAUCCCACAAGGGGAAAUUCCAAAUUUACAGAAUUAAUAAAUACAAAAGAGAAAUUUAUAAUUAAGAAACUUAACAGUUAAAAGAAAUGCUUUUUGGUAUGCACGAAGUCAUACUGACUGAAAUAAUGUUGCAGUGUAUCAAAUCUCAGACAUCCUACCCAGCAGCUCCAAUGCAGCUCUUUCAAGGACAGGUCACACAAAAGCUUAUUCAAAUAUUUGCACACCUGGAAAGUCUGUUUCCCCACUCAGCUUUCCCUCCACUUUGCACUUUGUUGAUUCAGUAUAUCUUGAAAAGUUGCCUAUGAGUGUUUCGUUGUGAAGGAAAGUCACAGCUACUCUCUCUUCCCAAAGACAAAGGCACAAAAAACGGUGGGACAUUUUUAUCUUUUUGGGACAACAACAGCUGUUUGUGCUCGCCACUUCACUAUUAACUCCUCCAGAGACAAAAGCCCGUAUAAGCUGCAUUUGCAUCUCAAUUGUUACCGAAAGCAAAGGCUGUUUAAUCUACAAAGACCUUCCAUGACAGCUGGGAACCACAAACUGUAAGUAACAUUAGAACAGCAGGCAAUGAACAAUAACUAAUGUAAGCUGAUUUCAUGUACUUGACUUCAGUGUCACAAUAUUGUGAUUAUUUGCUGCAGUUUGGAUUUAAGGAAAAUUCUUAGAGGAAGAGAGUGCUUGCCAUUCUCCAUUUUUUACCAUAACUUACACCCCUAAGUUUUUCAGAAAGCUGUUGGAUAGUGCUGAAAUGAAGGUUUUCACAGACGCCUGUAUAAUUAUGACAGAGUUACAAUAAAAAAAGUGUUUAUCAAGCCACAAAACAUGGAGCUUCUUUAUAGAUGUCCCAGACUGUGUCUUUACAUUGAGGUAAAAAGUAUGUGACAGACCAGACUGACUUAAGUGUAAGAGUUCUUCUUGUUUAGCCAAAAUAAGACAAGAAGAACUGUAUUUAUCCCCAGGGGGAAAUUCGAUAUGGUAAUAAUAAUAAUAAUGAUAAUAAUAAUAAUAAUAAUAAUAAUAAUAAUAAUAAUAAUAAUAAUAAUACUGUGGUAUUAAUUCAAAUAAAUAAAUGGUACCACCUAAGCUUAAGCGUAAGACAGAUCUAAACAACUUGAGCAAAAGCAUACCACUUUUGUAGAUUUAAAAUAACCGGUAAAUUCUGAUAGAUCGUGUGUGUUAUGAUCCUUGAGGCCCUUUCCAUUAAAGCAGAAACAGAGCUGACCUUCAACAAAUUAUAAUAUUAAAGCCACGAUGAGGAAUUUUCAGCACCUGUUGAUUUUGGAGACCCCUGUAGAAAUCUUGUGGUGAUCUUGAAGUGUUUUAAGAAAGAAAGCACAUCCUGUUGUCUUUUCAGGUGAAAUCUAUCACUCAUCUUGAAUGUUUGCUGUCGAAAACACCAAAGUAGGCCUUUUUUGGCCAGCUGUCAAUCAUCUGGUCUGACACCUAUCCCCCAACAGUGGAUUUUAAGCAUAAAAAAUUCCUCAACCACUGUUUCUCAACCAGUUCAUAAAUUAAAUUUUUUUUUUAUUGUCAGCCAGCUUUUAAGUUAAAUAUCUGUAAAUGAAAAAAUUAAAGCCAUGGAGUUGGAGGCCUUGGUGGAGGAGUCAAAUAAACACAAACUGGUGAACUCCAGUAGAAAUACCAUGCCUUGAAAAAGUAUUUAUACUCCUUGAACUUCUUCACCUUUUGUCACUCCACAACCACAAACUUAAGAUUUUUUGUCAUAGACCAACACAAAGUAGCACAUAAUUUUGAAGUGGAACGAAAAUGGUACAUGGUUUUCAAAAAUUUAAACAAAUUAAAAUCUGAAAAGUGUGGUGUGCAUUUGUAUUCAGCCCCUCUGUGUCAAUACUUAGUAGAGACACCUUUCGCUGCAAUUACAGCUGCAAGUCUUUUGGGGUAUGUCUCUACAAGCUUUGCACACCUAGAGACUGACAUUUUUGCCCAUUCUUCUUUGCAAAAUAGCUCAAGCUCAGCCAGAUUGGAUGGAGAGUGUCUGUGAACAGCAAUUUUCAGGUCUUGUCACAGGUGCUCAAUGGGAUUUAGGUCUGGACUUUGACUUGGCCAUUUUAACACAUGAAUAUUCUUUGGUCUAAAACCAUUCCAUUGUAGCUCUGGCUGUAUGUUUAGGGUCCUUGUCUUGCUGGAAGUUGAAUCUCUUUCCCAGUCUCAAGUCUUUUGCAGCCUCCCACAGGUUUUCUUGCAGGAUGGCCCUGUAUUUAGCUCCAUCCAUCCUCCCAUCAACUCUGACCAGCUCCCAUGUCCCUGCUGAAGAAAAGCAUCCUCACAGCAUGAGGUUGCCACCACCAUGUUUCACAGUGGGGAUGGUGUGUUCAGGGUGAUGAGCAGUGUUACGUUUCUGCCACAGAUAGCGUUUUGCAUUCAGGCCAGAAAGUUCAACUUUGGUCUCAUCUGACCAGAGCACCUUCUUCCACAUGUUUGCUGUGUUCCCUACAUGGCUGGUGGCAAACUGCAAACAAGACUUUUUAUGUCUUUCUGUCAACAAUGGCUUUCUUCUUGCCACUCUUUCAUAAAGGCCAGAUUUGUGGAGUACAUGACUUAUAGUUGUCCUGUGGACAGAUUCUCCCACCUGAGCUGUGGAUUUCUUCAGCUCCUUCAGAGUGACCAUGGGCCUCUUGACUGCCUCUCUCACCAUUGCUCUCCUUGCUCGGUCUGUCAGUUUAGGUGGACAGCCAUGUCUUGGUAGGUUAGCAGUUGUGGCAUACUUCUUCCAUUUUUGGAUGAUGGAUUGAACAGUGCUCCCUGAGAUGUUCAAAGCUUUGGAUAUUUGUUAAUAAUCUAACCCUGCUUUAAAUUCCUCCACAACUUUUUCCCUGACCAGUCUGGUGAGUUCCUUGGUCUUCAUGAUGCUCUUUGUUGACUAGUGUUCUCUAACAAAGCACUGAGGCCUUCACACAACAGCUGUAUUUAUGCUGAUACUAAAUUACACACAGAUGGACUCUAUUAACUAAUUAGGUGACUUCUGAAGGCAAUUGAUUGAAUUGCAUUGUAUUUAGGGGUAUCAGAGUACAAGGAGCUGAAUACAAAUGCACACCACACUUUUCAGAUUUUUAUUUGUUUAAAUUUUUGAAAACCAUGUAUCAUUUUCAUUCCAUUUCACAAUUAUGUGUUACUUUGUGUUGGUCUAUGAAAAAAAAUCUCAAUAAAAUACUUUAAAGUUUGUGGUUGCAGAGUGACAAAAUGUGAAAAAGUUCAAGGGGUAUGAAAACUUUUUCAAGGCACUGUAUCUCAGCAUUGCCAGAGGAAACGGGAAUUUGGGAGGCCAUCUGUAAAAAGGUGAAUACUAUGAGAGCAAAACCAGAUGAUCUGCCGAUGAAAUAAAAAAGAGGACGGUAAGAUAUCCGCAGAAACACAAAUGAAAAACUUUUCCUCAAUAAAACCUCUGCAAAUAAAACCAGUGGUGGAACGGAAAAAAUCCAUCACCUAGCAGCUCAAAAAUGGCAUUACUAUUACUCUGUCGCUACUGUUUUUAUUAAUGACAGUCCAAAUAUGUUGACACACAGAAGACUCUCUCUCUCCGUUGUCUAUCAUUGUACAUGGUACGUCUGCCCCCUUCUCCCCACAAUGACCACAGCCAUUUGUAUAACGCUGUGCCAGUUUGCACCUACCUUUCCAAUGUGCUGAAUGUAGACGCAAAACCUCAGACUGCAACUAGUUUCAGAGUUAGAUAAAUUACAUUCCGGGUACUAAAUAUUUAAAUUGGCAUAGAUCUGCUCUUCCCAGUAUUUUGUGCAAUCUGAUGAUCUAUAUACAUUCAACAUAUUCAUGAAGGCAAACACGCUGAAUGGAUUGCAUGUGUUGUUUUUGCUCAUUUGACAGACGCAAUCCUUAGUGCACCCAGUUGGUAGAUCAGCUUUGCAUGGGGUAUCAAGUUUGCACAUGUUUUUAUACACCCAAAUCUUAGAUCAGGCCUCAAGUCUUGCAUGUUCAAGUUAGCAGCCCUGUCUUCUUCAGUACUGUUGAUGGUAUUCUCUAAGAUGCAACACACAGAUCUGUCGGACAGACUUUGUUCAGAGAAAAUAAUCAAAUUCAAGUCUGUAAAAAAAACUCCAUCUGUGUUUGUAGACCUAUGUAGAUAAAGAUGGUGAUUUUGUGUCUUGUGUGGUUUGAACAUGUGUGAUGGAUCUAUGGAUCUUCAUGUGUUAUGUACACUCCUUUGUUACUAUCAAAAGAUUGUACACACAGUUUUACUAUCUCUUUGUUGAAUAGAUAUAAGCCUUUUUUUUUCUUUAAAUUAGAUCUCUUGUGAGUAAUGACAUUAUCUAUUAUAAAACAUGCAUUAUAUCUGUGUUUAUUACCAUAAGAUUUACAUGAUAAGAAUCUGAUGGUGUUUGCAGGUCAGGACAUGUUUCCUGACCCAGGCGUGUUGUUUCCCACUGAAUGCUGUACUAGAUGCUAACAUAAUGUCCAGAGGAUACAGAAUAAUGGUAUUCUGGCUCAUCUUUCCUGUUUUCUCUAGUGUGUAAAUUGCAUCCAGUUAUCACCUCAGGCAGCAAAUAAGAUGAUUUAAGGAGUAAUUUGUAGAAGACGACUUUGAGGUCAAUAGAGUCCAGCAUAUCAUUUGCAUUUUGUUCCCUUUUUUCGGGUCCUCCCAGUUGUGCCAGGCGGGUAUUUUCUCACAGUCAAGUAUCUCAUACCAUCUGUCAGAAUUUAAUAACUAAAAGGUAACAUCUUAUUAAAGCGACUGCUCUCUCAGCUUCACACCCAUUUAGAGCUGAUUUUACAUCAGAUAGUGCAAAGAGGCGGCUUUAAUACAUAAACCAGCCUUAUUAUUCACUCAUUUUUCUCCUGCAGCCUUAAUAAGCUACAUAAUCUGUGACUAAAUAUGAGUUUAUGACCAAAAGAAAAAAAGGGAAAUGUGCUUAUUUUCUUUCUUGCUGACAAGGCUCUUUGAACAGAAUCAAACUGAAUUGUUGUGAGCUAAACUCUGGGAACAAAUUAGAUUUAAUAAACAAAAGUACUGCAACCAAUAAAGUUGAAAAAUGGUGAAUAACUUGCUCUGAGGUUUUGCUGCGCAGGCUAGAAUGAAAUGUCCUACACAGAUUUUGAUCAGGUUAAGUUUGGUUCUCCUGACAGCUUAUCAAAGUAACAAAUGUGUAAAAGUUUUCGAUGGAUGGACAUGAAGACUUUUUACUGAUAAAGUAGCAGUUCAGAGGCAACCACAGUGCAGAGACCAGCUUAUUCCCAGCUGCACCAUUUCCUGAUUUGAUAACAGUGGACCUUUAUAAAGCUGAAGUCUUUACUCGCCAUUCGUUUUCUCUUGUUAUUAAAUUUCACUAUUGCAUUAUGCAUGCGGGGGAAUAUUACCACAGUCUGUAUUAGAUUGUUGAAGGAGUUGUCCUUGCUGGGGACUGCCUGAGGGGAUUUUCCUUUCAGUCAGUGAGGCGGUAAACCAUGUUGUUGCACAAUAAGUCAAGCCUGUGGCCUCAACAUCACAGGAUGUGUUUCCACUGUGACUCUCUCGGCCUGACGUUCACAAUCACCAUUAAUGACUCUUUCAAGCAAGCAGGCAGUUUUUCAUGAGCUCAGAGUUCAGACUCUGCUGCAGCUUAAAGGCAGCGCUGCUACUGCUGCUGCUACUGCUGCUGUUUCUGCUUCUGUACAUACUGUGUGGAGCUGUUUAAUAUUCAAUGAUCAUGAUGGUAAAGGGAAUAAAAUUAUAAUUAUUUCUCUGAUGUAAAGCUCCUGUAAGGAACUGUUAAGUCUCAACUCUGACCCCCCUGUGGACAAGGCAUUCUUUGUUUAUCUUGUCCUCUACAUGCAUUAGUGGUGACUUGUGGAAAAAAAAACAAUAAAAAGCUCAUCUUGGUUACCUCUGACAUUUAAAUGUCUCAUUUCAUGUGAAAAUGGUAAACACAGGUCUGUUUCUCAAGCUGUUUGUCUGACACCUGUCCCUUCGUACAAGUUUCAAACAUUGAAAAAUUAUUAUACGAAAAUCAUUAUUGACUUUGCUGAUGUUCUUGUUUACUUUAAGAUAUUAUAAAAAGGCAUCAAUAUGAGUAUCAGUACAUUUCUUUGAUACAGGAAAAGUCCUGAUAGAAGCUUUAGUACUGUGAAAGUACUGUUUUCAGUUUUACUGGUUGGGACCAGACCAUCAAUACGGUGUGUUUUGUUAAUGGAGAAGAUGUCGAGGACUCAAUUGGAGUCAUUAUGCUAACUGUCUACACUUUAGGGAGGCUUUGGGGAAUCAGCCAAAGCACCUAGUUUUGUGAGACCCCCUGGGGACCCUGCAGAGAGGAGACAGCACAGUAAGCACGGUGAUCCCUUGAGCUAGAGAAUAGUUUGAAUCUACAAAAGAAGAGUUUAAAUUGAAGAGAGGAUAUUUGUGAGAUAUGAUAUUUUAGAUGACUCAGACUGAUAUUUUGUUUGGCCCCUGGCUCGCCCAUUUACUGCUGAUGUUACUUCUGACACCUGCAAAAGUUAAAGUUUGAUGGCUCUGAUGACACAGCAUGCAUUUUUAGCAUUUCAAAAUACCUUUUUGUAAUUGUUUGGGGUCUUUUGAACCAUUUUGUGAGCUGCUUUGGGCUCCAGGCGCCACACUUUUAUUCACUCGCUUUCCUUGCAAUUUUCGGAGAAAUGCCCUGAGCACCCAAACAUGAAAAACGGCUCAAUUCUGAGCACAUACAAAUAAAAAUGCAGGUUUUCCCUCCACUGUCCAACUGCAGGUCUACCAUCAGUCUUUGAAAAAAGGAACCACAGAAAAGCUGGAGGUGUUUUUUUUUUAAAUAGUUAGCUUACAGUGACUAAUGUAGAGAGACAUCCUCUUCAGGCUUGUGAAGGCUGAUGUUUGAAGCCACUGAUGCAUCUUUAGUCCUAUACUGUGCAUCAGUAAGAUACAUUGAAUAAUUUGUUUUUUUAUUACUUCAUCUUACCCAUGUGUGGCAUUAGUGCACAGCUCAGUCUGCCCAGAUAUCAGUGCUAAAAUAAUGUUAAAAAUGUCACUUUUAGGCCACAGUCUUGAAGGUAACUCCUCUCAUCGCUUUUAAAUCUUUGUAUCUUUAUCUUUGUGUCUUUUUCUGUCCAGUCAGAAAAAGACUAAAAAUAUCUCCAACCUCAUGUAUUGAGCUCUGGGAGAUUUUCUGGUGUUUUAUUGUGGCAGGAUGGUGAAAGAGUGCAGAUAUUUCUGCUGGUUCUGCAUUAUCUGAUGUGAAGAGUCAUGAUGAAGUCGGAGCCAUCCUUUAUCCCAAGGACAUGUUCAUUUUUAAAUCCCUCACCACACUCCCACUGACUCAUGUACUGAGUUGUCGUUUUCAUGUGCUGAGUUGAUUGUUUUUAUAGCUUUGAUAGGCUGUGAAAAAAAAUAUUAUAAAAUGAGAGCCUGCUAUUUGCAUCUCAUAGCCGGGAGAGCAGGAAAGAGAAAGUGAGAGGGCUUCCUGUAUUAUUGAUCCUUCAUAGACCUGACUCUGCAUGCAUUACAGCCCUACUUGUUAUGAAGCUCAAAUACUCCAGGGAUCCUGAAGCCGCCCACCUCCACAAAUACAGACAUCUGAAACUCAAAGCAUGGGCCAGCUCAUCGGAGGCCUGCAGUGUUAGAUGACAUGAAGCUGCAGCAGUGAGUCGUUCCCCUGAGUGUCAGAAACUUUCACAAACACAAACACACACCAGCUGUACUGAAGCCAAAAAAAGCUCUGCUGUCCUCAUCAGCUUUGUGUUGUGGGAAAAAAAAACACUCCUUGAAAUGUCUGACGCGCCUGCUGAUGAUGAUGAUACAUUGAUGACAUUUGAUAUUUCAUUAUUAAUUUCCUCAUGAAGUUUUAUCACCUGUUACAUCACAGUUAACUUUUCACAUUGAUCGGGAUCAUUUGGUUAUGCAACAGCUAAUGACAAAGAUGAUUCUUUGUCAUUAGACAAAGUUUGUCUGGACUGUCAGCACAUUAGGAUUUUCACUGCAACCUUUCUUUAUGGAGAAAACAUAGUGUGAAAGUAGUUCAGUAUUUUCCAUUUUUAACAAGACUUCCACCCUCUUUUCGCCUGUUUUGUUGUCAAGUUUUAAAAUAGCUUAUUGGCUUUCACACUGAGAGUUAAGUGAAAAUACUUAUUUACAGCUAAAUAGCUCAGGUUUAUUGCUGGGAAACAAAGCAGUUAACAAAACCUGGACAGUCUAUGUAAAGACCAGUGGCGAUUGCUCUAAGACUGCAAGGGAAGCUCAGCUUCCCUUAAAAUGUCAACCCCCCCAAAAAAAGAAAAAGUGGUGAAAUACGUACUGCUGUGUGUACAUUUCAUUAACUAAAUACGCGCUAGAAAGCCUUCAUCUUUUGUUCAGAAUCAGCUUCUUAUCACACUGUGAUAAGAAGCUGAUAAUCACAGGUAACUGGCACAACUUCGUUCUCAUUCAUCCUCUCAGCGCUUCACACAGCCGGACGCUCAGCGUCUUUCAAAGUGGGUUGUUCCAGCAGCGAAACUAGACGCUCAUUGGAUAAAUGCUGGGCUUUGUCCCGCCCAUCGGACACUCAGCGUCUCUGGAGUUCUAUGACGAGAGGGCGGUCCCAACUUUCACCCGGACGCUGAGCUUCUGCAUCCAUGAUUGGAUGUGCUGUCUGAGGCCUUUUUUGAUUGACAGCUAAACAAGCGAAUCAGCGAUCUUGAAGAAUAAAACAUCAACCAGAGCAUUUUCCAAGUUAUUCAUUCUGUUGUUCUUAACUGCGCCGGAGACUUUACCGAUCCUCAGCGACUUUUGUCUUUGUUAAAAACGACUGCCGUUGUGUUUGGCGACUCUGUUCUGUUACAUACAAAUAAACAAACAAACACAAUUAUGAUGUCGGCCAGAAAAAUGAGCUUCCCCUCCUUGAAAGACUAGCAGCCCCCACUGGUAAAGACAUACAAAAGGUGGUGUUUUCACUAUUUCACACACAUCCCAUUAGCCUGAUGCUUACAAGUUUUGUUAAUUGUUUUGGUAUGUAAUCGAUCAACUGCGAGACGGCCUGAUAGAAGUAAACUGAAAAGAGACAUGUCGUCAUCUACUGUGAUGAAGGUUGACAUGCUUCUGUCAAUAACUCCAAGUCUGCCUGGUGCUUAUGAACUGGUUAUGCAAAUGAAACCCUGGGCUCUAUUUUCGUGCUUCGCCGGAGACGUGGCACGGCGUAAGUUAGUUCUGCAUCGCGCUCCGUGGCCUGGCUCUUUCUUUCAUAGAUGUUGGCAUAUAAAAUAAAUUUGGCUCACAAAACUGGAUAUUAUAAUAUCCGUAUGUAGGCUUAAAGUAAAUCACUCAUCUGAUCACUAAAACAAAUCAUCUGUUCAGCCGCCGCAGCAGCAGCUGCAGCAGGAUGGGGAGAGGACACGGUGACAUGUCCAGGUCGAGCUGCGCGAACAAUAAGAGGAAGAGGAAGACAGAAAAGGAGGGAGACAAAUUAAAUAUCUAGUUAACUUCAUCAUGUGUGUCUAUUUACUAGAUACUUAAUUUAAUUUAAUGCGGUUUCAGCUGUGUUGAUUCGGUCAGGUUGUGUGUCCAAACGCGUGCCAAACGCGCUCAUCAGAUAAGAUAUAGAUCAGAAUAUAUCGAUAUAGAUCUAAAUGUGUGUGCUGACACGGAUUAUUAGUUGUUGAUGAUUAUUUAUUGCACUGAAAUGUGCCUGACACUGUGGAAACCUGCCGGUGAGGCAUCAUAGGCUGUAUUGGCUGAGCGAGAUUGUGUUGGUUCGUUCCACUUCGGUGGGGCAACAUAAACUGUGAUUCAUAAAAUAGCUCUAUUGAUAGUAAGUACUCAAAAAAAAUAUCUACUCAUGCCAUUCAGUCGAUUUUUAGUAAUCAGUGUUUCGGUGUCGAAUUAUUUCCUUUCUGCGGCGUAGUGGUUCUUGCACACACGCAAUCAAAUAUGCAGAGGGGUGAAGCAAUUUUUGUCACCUGGACCAAUAGGAGCCGAGUCUCGUUGCCAUAGUAUCAGAAAUACACAAACAUGGCGACGAGCGCAUCUAACAGCGAGACAAGUGAAGAGGAAGAAAAGAACAGGAAACAAAAGAAAACAGCCUUCAAAAGUGCAUAAAAAAGGAAUGAAACGAUGCUAUAUGCAUCUUUCAUGUGUCCAGAGUGAAGACGUUCCCGACUUUACAAGGACACAUUGGGAAACUUACAGAACUAGUAUUAGAAAGUGGCUUUCUCUACAGGGUGAGACAAAGGACCUUGCAGAAACUUAUAAACAUUGCAUUGAUAUCGACUUUGACAAUGUUCCUGAUGACACUGGGUUUCACAUGACAUGCUACCAGCGAUUUAUUUGCAAAAGGCGUUUGAGAAACAAGAACGUGAUGCAGCCGCGGGUCAGUCAAACCCUUCAGCCAGCAUCGCUGAUGCAUCCACGUCCACAGCAUCUGAAACUCCACGAAAGAAACUUCGCUCGAGGUCAUAGGCUGUAUUGGGACAAAGGAAAAAGUGCCUAGAAAGUGAAUUUUGUUCAACAACGCUGGUGCUACUUGUUCAAUGCAUUUUUGCAUAGACAAUACCAUUCUGGACUUUGGGUUAAAAUAUCUACUCAGACUUUCUGUCCGACUUUUGUCACCAGCCAGAAAUGUACAUUUAUGUGAGUAACCCAAAAAACAAUUAUAUGGUGCUGCUGUUUUUGCUUGUAGAAACUGCUAUGUUGAUUCUGGCAAGACAAAAUCUUUCUCAAAUGUCAUAAAUACAUCUACCUAACAUCUGAUACAGUUAUUGGUGCCUUAGUAUGCGCAUAAGUGAAUUCAGAUUAUGAAAUGUAGCAAAUUUCUUGAAGAAAAUGUCUCAACUCAAGUGAUUUGCACCCAGCACAAUGAAAUAUAUACAGUAAAUUUAGCUAAAAGCUUAUGUUUCAUACAUAAAAAUGACACAACCUACUGUGUAAUAAAAGCAAUAAAAUAUAAACAGCACAUCAUGGCCAUAAAUGGCUAAAAGUCAAUCAAAUUGCUACCACGCCCCCCAAAAUUGGAAUAAUGGAAAAAAUGUAACAAGACAAAAAUAAAUGCACAAAAGGUCUGAAUUAAUUCAAAAUAUGGUAUAAAACAUUUAUUCAAGUAUCACAGAGUCAAAACAUCUGACGUUUAUCAAUCCCUCCAGAAUAUGAAAAUAAAGAUCAAAACACAAAUGCAGACAAAUGUAGAACAGAUAUAAAAAUAAUAAAAAUCUCAAAUCUUGGUGUAGCAAUCCUUUAAACAAAACAAAUUGUACAUGGUGACAUGGUGCAUAUAUUACGCAUCACUAUCACUUUCAUCAGAGUCAUCAUCCCAUACAGCUCUUUCUUCUGUUUCCUUUGAAGCAUUCUCACAUGCUUGGCACCAACAUAAAUCUGUACAACAUAGUCUUGCAGACAUACAAAAACAUCCAUUCACUUAUGCGUAUACUAAGGUUGAGUUUAGGCUGCCUUACCCAGUUUGGUGGACACUGAUAACAUGCUUUGGACAGAAAAAUCUAACCUAGGUAGUCCCACUUAUUUCAUACAUUUGUCCAGCAGAGCCAGGCAUUACAAUGUGACAGCCAUCAUGUAGAAAACGUCUGUUACAAUUCUGACCUCAAUAAUUUCAUUGAACCACCUGCUUAGGGACUAUUAUUGAGUUACAGUCUGAGCUGAUGGUGUGUUCUUGUGCUUUAUUCUUUUUUUCAUCUCCUCCACCUUUCCUCAACUCACACCAGACCCCUGCAGGCCUCAUGUUACCUCGGACAAGCUCUGACUGUGUGCAGUGUAGUGUGUACAGGUAUGCAGACACAUAUAACCCUUAGGCUUCUGUAAGCCAUGCCAGUGGUCCCUUACUGCACUGAGUGGUACAUGGUAGGUCUCAAAGCUCUCUAACCAAAGGAAAGAUCCACUUUCUGCCACAGUAAUGGGAUUUUGCAUCACAGUGUCUUGACCAAAUGCUUGUGUGCAAGCUGUCCAAUGCUUGGAUAUCCCUCAUAAGUUCCCUUUUCAUCUCUGAAGUAGCUGCUAUUCUACUGAGCAUUUCCCCCACAUGAUUUAGUGCUAAGAGAGUGGAAAUGGGGGUGGGGGGAUGGAUGUUUGGGGUUUGGACUGAAGACACUGCACAUCAUGCCUCACAUAGUCUAGCAGCUUGGUUUGGUUUAUAUUCACAUAGGAGCCAUUUAAAUCAUGGUCAAACACACCGUAACACCGAGUUAGACCCUCCCUUAAGAGAUUAAUUUUGCUAACAGCUUGCUUCUCUAGCCCCACCAACUUCAGCAAUGACUGCACGAUAGCAAUACACAGCGGUCUUUGUCUCCACGCGCAAACAUCAACCAAAAAGCCACUCUAUAGCCACAAUUAAUGCUCAGAACAGCAACUAACUUCAGCAACAGUACAGGGGUAUAUAUAUAUAGGGUCCAAGCCAUAGUACUAGCCAUCAAACAUCUUUUUAGCUUUGCCUGGUUUCUUUAGCAAAGACUAAACACAACUCAACCACUCUCCUCCAGCAGCCGCUUGUUUGUGGGGGAGCCCAGUCAAUCACAGAGUGCAGCAGAAAAUUUAUGAUCAUUACUUCAUGAAAAUGCAAUUAGAGUUCUUGUGCACCUUGUAUUAGCACUGCAAACGCGUAGUUCUUCUGCCUUAGUGUCUUGGUCUGACAUGAGUUGUAGUCUGUAGACUGUAUGCUUCCAUGUUUUCAACUUUUCUGUCAGAUUACACUGUUUUCAAAUCAAAUCUUCACAUCGCUAAUAUCAAACAGACAAAACAGAAACUCAUGAUAACAUGAGCUGUAGUCUGAAGAUGGUAUGCUUACAUGUUUUCACCUUCAUUGUCAUGUAACACUUAACCAUCCUAAAGACUGCAGACACAUUUUUAUGUAGCCCAAUUCUUGGCCUCAAAGCAGGAUCAAAGUGUUUAUAACCAAGUUCUUUAGCUAAUUUUCCUGAGAAAAACAGGCCUGAAUGCCUGCUUGAAAAAAAUAUAUUCAUAAAUUAUCCCUCAAUCUUUUACUUUGACCUCACAUCAGAAGUUUGAUUGAUUAAUGAAGCUGACUUUUUCUAAAGCUGACAGUCAGGCAGGGUGCAUUUUAGCUUUAUUUAUCAGGAUGCCAAAGGAAGGCAGUGAAGUAAAUGGCAGUUAUAUGUCUUCUUGAAGUGAUCAUCAGCCCAUCAACAAAGAAGAAUACCUCAUUCAGCAUGUUUGUGAUAAGUUUGGCUGGUUUGAUCUAAAAGAGAAAAAUUCACGUUCCUGCUUUGAAAGUGGCAUUUUUAACUGAGAUAAAACAAAGAACAAAGACAUAAAAGUCUCGACAAACUUUUCAAACUCUCUUGGUCUCCAUUGAUGGGAUUGCUGUCAGGGUUUCCCAGAGGAGACUGCAUGUCAAAGUGAAGCAGAUUGUUGCCAGUCUUCCUCAGGUCGCUCCACGCCUCCCUGCACCGGACCAACCAUGGGAGGCCCCGCGCCUCCUCCAGUACGUGUCAGAACACUCUGUUUCCUCUCUGAAAUUACACUAGAGUCUGAGCCUUUUGUUGUAUGGGUAACACACCUCUCCUCUCUGUUUCUUACUAGAGUUGUGGCACUACAGGUGAGGUGAGAGUAAAAAAAGGAACAUCCACCUCCAUCCUUGUUUCACAUUGACUGACUUCACGACAUGCAUUUUAAGUUGCGGAUCAGAGAGGUGAAAAACACCAGGUUGUAUACAAAAUUCUCUCACAUACUUACGUAAAUCCAGCUCUUCAAAGACGUGGGGAAUUAUCUCUGACAGUUCCCACAAGCACCUUAAUCUUGAGGCUGUUAGGAGUAAAGAGGAAAGUAGGAGCUAAUGUCAGAGCAGCUACCAAAAGCAUUAGAGCUGGCAGGCUUUCCAAGGAGAUGAUGAUAAUAUUCCAAUUAUGAAAUUUUCAUGACCUCUCAACAAUCCGAAAACUCCCUGUUGGUUAAAGAAGCUGCCCCGCACCUGUGCUGAAACACUAAUUCAAACUCAAUUACCUUUGAAAGUUUCCGAACAAAAGGGGUAUAAAUACCUGCAGCAGAAAAAGAGGCCUUUGUUCCCAUUUGCAGUAUAUUACAUGCAAUACCUUGAUAGGAUAAAGAGAUGAAGAAGUGAAGCAGCGGCAGAACAUGAAGAAAAAUACUGUGCUUGAGUUUAUCACUGUCUUCUUUCAUUGAGGACAGUGACUGAUGUCAUCUUUGAGUGUCUUUGAACUUCUCAUACGCAGCACUGGUUUGAUAUGCAGCAGAUUAUGAGUAAUGCUCACAUGAAUUUUCUUAAAGAUGAAAGAUACAAAUUAGCACAUUGUUCAAUCUUAACGUUUGCUAAGAGGGCGUAUUAUAAUUGUGUUUCACUUUGCUAACGUUAGAUUUGUACUUUUUCACGGAACUCAUGUACCUUACUGUCUGUUCUAAGUUCACUUACGAUUCAGAUUUGUACUUUUCAAAUGAACUAAUGCAACUUUCUGGAUGUUUUCAUUUAACUCAGGUUGUUUUCAUUUAACCAGAUAAGCAGCUUGAUAGGCAGGAACUUGAUGAACCACAAAGCUCUCUUUACUCUGCUGGACAGGACUGCUAGCAGAUACACGCCUUAAGGUCACAACUCACAUUUUACACAGCACAUUUUAGUAAAACCACGUGAUCAGUGGUUGGCCAAAGAUAACUGGCCGAUGACAGUCGGUUGGGAGUAAAUCCAACCUCUUGCUGUCAGGUCUCCCACAUUUAUCAAAGAUAAAUAUAAAUGAUACUUGGAAAUGAGCACUUGUUGUGAUGGACAUCCUAGGAGCUUUGUCAUUCUGAGUCCAGCCCUGUACUACUUUACCUGUGACCUAAAUAAAUGUCACAUCAGAGAACUGAAGAUUUCUCCAGCUUGGGCUUGGGCUUCUAACUAAAGAAUCGUGUUAACAAGUGACAGCAUAAAAUCCUGAGGAGGAUUGCGCCUGGUUUAUAUUUUUUCAUCUGACCCACACCAUAGCAUUGGGCAAAGGUCUGCAUAGCCCGAUACCUCUGCAGAAGCCUACACCAUGCACCUCCUUUACAAUGUAGCUGGACAUAAAAACAAUGCCAACAGAGUUCCAAUCUAAACUGGACAUGGAGUAGUCACAGGUAUGGCAUGCUCCAUAUGUUUUAAAAUAUGCAGAGGGCGUCCUCCACACUGUCUCAUACAAGCACAUGUUUGGUGUGGAUUUGGUGUGUGUAAGGUUGUACCCACUGGUAAGACAAACAUCCUUUUCCACAAAUAAAGACACUCACAUAAAGUUGCAUAUAUUCAAACCUCACGUGACAAAAGUGGGUUGUGUGCACAGAUCACAACAAAAACAAAUUCCAAUAAUGGCAUCAAAAUUGGAACCACCUGUGCGUGAAGGACACAUCGCGCUCCUUGGCUUGUCUCUUUCUUUCAUAGAUGUUGGCAUAUAAAAUUAAUUUAGCUCAUGCAACUGAAUAUUAUAAUAUGUGUAUGUUGGCUUAAAGUUAAUAACUUAAAGUUAAUAAUCUGAUCACUAAAAUAAAUCAUAUGGUCAACCUUGCUGCUGCAGCAACAGGACGGAGAGAGGACACAGAGGUCCAGGUCGAAUUGCGCGAGAAAUAAGAGGAGAAAUAAGAGGAAGAGCAAGAUAGAAAUAGGGGGGAGACGAGUUAAAUAUCUUGUUAACUUCAUCAUGUGUGUCUAUUUACUAGAUAUUUAAUUUCAUUUAAUGUGGUUUCAGCUGUGUUACUUUGGUCAGGUUGAGUGUUUAAAUGCGUGCUAAACGCGCUCAUAAGAUCAGAUACAGAUCAGAAUAUAUCAUAGAUGUAAAUGUAUUUGCUGACUCUGAAUAUUGGUUGUUAUUGAUUGCACUGAAACGUGCCUGACUCUGUGGAAACCUACCUGUGAGGCAUGACGUAUGUGCACUAGAGGACGACAUUUUUUGGGAAUUCCCGUGGGUCACGUGAUUCCCGCGGGAAUCCCAUGGGAUGGGAAUAAUUUUUUAAUUAAACCCGUGAUCGGCUGAAAAUGAUCAUCUAUUAAUGUUGUUCCCGCCUGCUCCCUUUUUUCCCAUCCUGUCCCAAUCACGGGAUUAAUUAAAAAUGACUCCCAUCCUGUGCGAUUCCCGCGGGAAUUAGGUGACCCACAGGAAUUCCCGAAAAAUGUCAUCCUCUAAUGUGCACUACGCCGCCGGUGUACUAAAAUACCACUAGACCAGCUGCGCUCUGCCUGCGCUAAAAGCUGACCAGGUUUGAAUCGGCGAGCUUUCCACGCACUUUUUACACUGCCAGCGAGCAUGAAAAUGUCACCGGGCCAGCUGAUUCUGUCGACACCUCCCCCUACCAUGCCAUCACACCACCAAACUGGCUGUACGCCGGGCUCCGCCAGAUGAAAAUACCACUGCACGAGGUGCACCACCCUACGCCGCACCGCCGGCGAGCACAUAAUAGAGCCCUAAGAGUCAAUCCUAGUGCUAGCCCUACCACUUGUCCCUAGACCUCCCAUCAUCAACACAAGAGCCCGAAGAAUAAAAAAGAGAUGGGUGCCUCUCGUUAAUUAAUGGGGGACAUAACUAAAUAAGAGAUGGUUAGCUUUUGUGCUGAGAUCAAACAAGACCUGGAGGCUCUUCAACAGAAUACAAAAGCUAAAAUUGCAUCUUCAAAGACAGAAUUCUGGACCACAGUUCAGGUAAACGUGGAUGCUCUGAAUCGCCAUGAUGCGAGUAAUGGUGUGCGAUAUGGGAAAAAGUUUAUUGUGAUAUUUUUCUUUCAUAUCAGUCAAUAUCGGUAUAUAUCACGCAAUAAAAAAAAUCACUUGUCAAUCUUCAAUGUUCCUUGGUACUCUUAAAUGAAAUUUAAAGAUAACAGAAGGGUCAUUUUUGUUUAAGUAUUUAUUCUCUGUCAAAGUUAAACAUGACAUUAUGUAACAUGAAACUGUUUCAAACACAUAAACAAUUCCGAAUUUUUUUUUAAAUAAUAAAUAAAUGAUAAAUAAUUUGAAAACAUAAAUCUCUAAGCUUAGGAGAGGAAACAACAGAUACAAAAUGGACAUUCUUUUGUCAAUGUCAGAUAAUAAAUGAAAUGGGUAUCAAAAUAAAAAUAAAUUCUCAAGGCUUCCCCUUCAUAUAGUUUUUUGAACAAGAAAAGUGAAACAAUAAAAAACAAUCAUUGUGCAAUUUCAAGUAGCUUUCCAAAAGAAUAUAAAUGAAAUAGACAUUCACUCUGUUUACUAAACUGUUACAAGCCAAUGCUCAAACAAAAGGCACAAGAAACCUUCAUUAUUGUAGUACUGUCCCUCAGUGCUGUAAAUCUUUUCAGUCAGACAGACAUAAGUCUGCAGGUCAUGAGCAAGGAAGUCAAGUCUAUCUACUGUUUCCGGUUUUAAAGCUGCCCUGUGGCAGGUCACAAUAUUACCCCCUGUGGUAAAUACCCUCUCAGAAGGGGUGCUGGUAGCCGGGAUGCACAAGUAGCACUUUGCCAGGACGCUCACUCUUGUGAAGUUUUUUUCGUGUAUUUUCCACCACUGCAGCAGGUCAAUUUCACUGACUAAAUCUGGUAGCAGCAAGUAGUUUUUAAGCUCCCUUUCCACAGUCUCUCUAACAGUAAGUCCUGCGCUGGUGUGACAAGAUUUUUUGAAGAAACUGCCCAAUGAUUUUCUCUGUUUCUUCUGGGUAGCACUUCAGCAGCUCCAGCCCCUUCUUCUCCUGGUCCCUCUGUUCUGGAUAAAGUAGGCAGGUGCUGGUUUCCCUCCAACAUCUCAGACACUGCUCUCAUUUUGAUGGUGUCAAUCUUUUCUGGCUUGAUGUAUUGUACCUUAAAAUGGGGGUUUCCACCGAGGCUGCCAUAUCAAGCAGGUCAUCUGUUUUCUGGUCAGCAUACUUUCAUCCAGGUAGGCCAUGACUGCCAUCUUUAUGUCCUUUGUGAGCUGUGAGUCAUCAUCAGAAGUUUUCAGAAUCUGUGUUUUGAAGAGAUGCAGCAUUGGCUUGAGGGGCUUGACAUUCACCAGAGAGUGAAUCAGUGUAAUCCAGCAGUGGAUUAAGGGCCACAUGCAUACUCUCCUGCACUUCUAGGUCUUGCCAUAAAGAAACCAAGUGCCUGGUCUUCUUAUCUGCACCCAGUACUUGAGAAAUGGCAUCGUGUCGCUCCAACACCCUCUCAAUCAUUUUCUGACGUGAGCCCCACCUGGUGACCAGCUUAUGUUGGGGUAGGUUAAACUCUUCCUGGGCAGCAGCCAAGGCUCUCUUCUUCUUCCACAAGAAAGUGAAGGAAGCCACAGCUUUCUGCAUACACACAUAGCUUGCUCCACCCUCUUGUCUUUUCCUGCUUCCUCUGUGUAAAAAUGAAAUUAUUUAUAAUUAAAUUAUUUCAGGUGUUAUUUUACAGUAUAUAGUGUUUAUAUUACUCUCUCCUUUUUCAAUUCAACUUGUUUUUUGUACUUCUUUUUUAUUAUUCAUUUUUUCCUUAUUCUUUUUAUUUACUUAUUCCCCACCCCAAUAAUAAUUGUUACAGCAAAGGCAAGGAAAAUACAGAGGGGAACUUACCAACAGCUGAAUGAAUCAAUGCCCAAAACAUUGUAGCCGAAUCCAGUUGUUCAAGGAUGUGGCCUUGACCAUAUCCGUCCCACUGUCAGUCGUGAUGCAGACUUGUCUGUCUUCACGCAAGCCCCAGCAUGCAAGUGCUUCAGACAGUCCUGCAGCAAUGAUUUCACCUGUAUGGUCUUCGGAGAAGUAUGCAGUUAGCAGACAUUUGCUUUUCAAAAUCCAAUCUUGGUCUAUGAAGUGGGCAGUUAGGCUCAUGUAUGGUUCUGAUGUGAAACUUGACCACAUAUCUGAAGCGGUGGCAAAGUAUGAAACAUUUUGCUGUUCCUCUCAAUUACCUCUCUACACUGCACAUACAGCAGUGAAAGCGCGGUCUUGGAGAAAUGUUUAUGCUCAGGGAGUUGGUAACAAGGGUCCAUUACUUUAACCAUCAACUUGAAUCCCUAUUUUUCUGCUGUGCUUAUUGGUAACAUAUCUUUUGCAAUGCAAUAAGCGACUGUAUCUAUGAGGUCUUUGUGCCUCUUAGACGUUUUGUUGUAUGGCACAGCACUGCAGAAAGCAGUCUUAAUGGUCGGCUGUUUUGGCUGCACAGGCGUUGUGGGCUGCUUCGUACUUGCUAUGCUCGGGGUUUGUAAAGUUUUGCAGUGCACACCUCUCUGCCUCACGUCCAACUUUAAAGACCCUAAAUACCUCCACACCACCGUUUUUGGGCCAGUCUUGUCGACGAUGUCGUCAUCUGUUGGGCCAGGGGUAGCACUCUUUUUUUUCCCCCCUCAGCUUCACCUGUUGCAUAUAGCUGCAGUCUGCUAGUACACUGUUUGCUACUUGGCUCUAACUCAGCACAUGAUUGGUUCAGCGCAGCGAGGACUCUGAGCAACUCCCCCUUUUUUGAUUGGCCAUUGGUAAAGUCAACCAAAUCAUGGCAGAAUGCUGGCUAUCGAAAAGCAUAUCGACCAUGUUUCAUAUUGAUAUUGAGGGAAAUUAAUUUUCAAUAUAUAUCAUUAUCAUUUUAUUGCCCAGCACUAGAUAUGAGCAUAACCGAGCUGGAGGAAACCACACUGAAACUCAAACAAACACUCAGGAAACAAAAAGAUGGGGAUGACAAACUAGGAAACAGAAGUCAAUGCCAGAACUGUAGGAUUAUAGGGAUCCCUGAGGGCUCAGAAAAAGGCAAACCCACAGCUGUCAUUCUCUAACUGAGGUUCUAGGAGACAAGACUUUUUAUCCAGUCUGAAACCCAGCUACCGUUUCAGACUUGUGAUAGUUCAACUGCAUUUCUGCUUAGAUAAGGAGACAGUUCUACAAGUCUCCAGAAAGCAGGGUGAGCUGACGUGGAUGCAGAGCUCAGUCUCCACUGAGCAGCUUUCACCCCACUCAAAGCCAAGCUCAGAGAGACAGGCAUCACAUAUGGUUUUUAUACUAUCCAGCUGAGCUCCAUCGUACCUGUAAUGGUGUUUCACAUUCCAUCAGGAAUUUAGCCUUCACUGGUUCUUGUAAGUUGCACAUUCACUCCUCUUUAGUCCAACAGAUAGGAGCUACUUAGUGCAAAACAAAUUACAUCCAACACACGUAGGGUGGUACGUGAUUUAGUUAAGUCCCUUUCCACUGGACAGGAUUGAGUUGGAACCCAAGAAAAAAGCUAGACGGUAGAGAAUAAAAUCACUGAAGUCACUGAAUAUGAUGUUGUUCCCUUUCAGUCGAUUCACUCGGUACAACACAUAUAGUAUGGGAUAUCACGCCCCCGCUUGGCUUGACUGAAGACACCUUUAUUCACGCCUUUAUGGCAGAUGAUCUGUGGUGACAUCUGGGAGGCUCUGUCUGCACAUAUAUAUACGUGUAACACCACAGUCAUCCUUCAGUUCUUAGGCUCUUCACCUCACUGAGAACACCUACACCGAGUUGGGCUAACUAGCUGCUGCUAGCUUAGCCUGGUCAUGUCUGUGGCUACUGCCUGAUCGAUUUUAGCUUAACUGCCCCUGUUCAGGCAUGAAAAUGGGUCAGGGGUUGAAAAGGUGAGAAGGGUGUGGAGGAAAUACGUUCCGGUAAACUGUACAACCCAACAAAAUAUUGAGCUCUGACCACCCACACUGUGUUUCAGUGAUCUGCAGGAGGCGCCAAAAACACUCCGAAGUCUCUCUCUCUCUCUCUCACACAAACACACAAACACACACACACACACACACACACACACACACACACACACACACAAACCACAUAACAUGCAUCUUGUGCUGGCCAUGUUUUAUUUAUUUAGUACAAUGAAUCACUUUUUUCUUUUUGCCUGGGCCGCCAGAGUCUCCAUGGCCCUUUUACGCUGACUGGCCACAUGCCUCAGCCUUGCCUGCUACUCAAUUUCAGCAGCCCGCUUCUUUGCCUGCUGAGCACUCUCAGUUUCUUGACAGCCAUAUUUUCUGUGCUGCAGCUGUCUUUCUGUUGCUUUUGCCUUCCGUUUCUGUUUGUAUGCAACUGCUGCAUUAUUUAUAUUUCGGCACAUGAUUCUGUCCUCCUCCCCAAAUUUCACGCCACUCCGCUGGAACAUCUUCAUGGCCGUCUGCCCCCUGGACCGCAGGGUAUACUUCACCGUCUGGAUGGCGUUGAAGGUCUCCGCGUUCAUGUUGCCACUACGCUGGUCAAUGACCUCGUUCAUCAGGCUGAAGGAGGAUUCCACUCUUGGUCCGUGGAAGAUACACAAGCCGCAUUUGGCCAAUGCACUGAGGGCGGGGUACUUACCAGGCUGGUCAAAGACAUGACCCCACCACUCCACUAUCCCAUCUCCCUCCUUGUACUUGGGGAGGGUCAGAUCAACACUGAAUUGAAUCCGUUCCCUUGGAAGAUCCUUGUCUUCUGGCAAGAGGUGACUCAGCAUAGCACUCAGCCUGCCAAGAAAUAGAUAUGAGCUUGAAAUCAACGAAAGGAGUAAGCAAAAUCCCAAAGGAAAAAAGUAUUUUUUUUAUCUUACCUCUUUAACUGAAUGGUUGCCUGUGAGUGACCUCGCAGGAGAGGGUCCAGUGCAGAGAAGGCUAUUAGAGUUGGACUGUCCAGGGGGAGUUUCUUUUGGAGGUAAACUGCAGUGGUGAUGUAAGCUUUUCUGAUGCUAGCUAGGAAUGGCACCAACAACUGACAGAAAAACAACAAAGAUCAUUAUUUUAAGAAAGGUUAGGUGAAAAGAAUAACUGUUCUUGACCAAGGCACUCCAUGAAGUUAAAAAUUAUUUAUAUUGAAAUGUCCAAAAAGGGCUUUAAAAUUGUCCAUGCGAAAAGUUAUUUUCACCUAACCUUGGAUAACAUAACCUUGGACCAAAGAGAACUCAGCCAAAAGUUUUUGGUUUAUUCUCUGAAGAGACUGAGCAUGCUUCUGACUUGGAACAAAUGUAGCAUUAUUUAAGUCUCAAAAACAAUUUAGAAAGUCAUGCAGGUGAUGCAGGGUGCUUACAGCAUGUUUGGGAUUCUGGCUCCUGAACAUGUCAGCCUCCUGUCCCACAUAUACGUCCUUCGAGGGCAGCAGCAUGUGAUCCUCCAGGACCAGCUCCCUUAGAGCCCUGGGUGAUAGCUGUAUACGGGAAUUAUUUAAUGGAAGUAAUAAUUUAAAAAAAAAAGGUUGCCUAACAAAAAAAAUGAAACAUUCAACAGAUGGCAUGGGAAACCAAAGUAUAAUAAGAAUAAAACCAAUUAACUAAGCUAGGCAGAGAAAGCCUAAGGGAGAAAAAUUACCUUAGUAAUGUGUUCUGCCUUCACAAAGCAAGCCAAGUAGGCCAGGAAAAGCUCGAGCUGCCGAUCAUGAAGCUUAUGGACCAAUGUCUGGCUGCCCUGUGCAUGGAAACAAAUUCUUAGGAAAUGGACCAACUUAACACUGAAUGUGCAUACAGUUGCAGUAGAGAUGUAGUAUUUCCAAGCACAACUAGCACAGACCUGGAAAACCAUGACGUAGUCCUUUAAUAUAGCCAGCACACCCAUGUAGGCUCAGCUGAAGAGCCGUUGUCUUCUCCUCAUGCCACAAUUUCUGACAAAUCCUCUUCUUCCUUUCACGGCCUUGAGGAGUCAUGCCUGUGAAAGACAAAUGUAAGUGAACAACAAAAGACAUAAUCCUCCUGAUCAGUAACUUCAUUAUCAAGUAUUGUGCCAAUUGUUAGGCAUUGAAACGUCAACUCUCAACACCUUUCUUGUUAAGUUUGUCCUGAACCACCUUGACUCUCGCUCUUGCAGUCUGAUUCACAUUGUGUUUGGUGAGGAUAGACUCUAAUAGCUCCUUAUAGAGCUCCUUGUCUGCUGUGGAGAGGAAUCCAUAAUAUAACACUCGGUAUGCUGGCAUCAUGGCAUGGGUUGCCAUGCUAGCGUCAUAGGCAGAGAGCCAGCGAUGAUUGACAAAGCCCCUCUGUGGGCUGGAGGCGGGGAGAUUUAAUAUCCUCCUUGAGGUACAUCACCUGACAAAAGAGAGAAAACGAAAUGAAAACACACACACACACAAUCUACACAUGACAUAAUGCAGUACAGUCAGGUCAGCAGCCAUGGUCUAGACUUUCCAAAGCCACAAUUUUUAAAUGUUCAGUUCUUUGUUUUACCAAGACAGACUGCUCACCUGUGACAUUUAGGCUGGGUGGCCCAUCAGCUAUAUUAAAAAAUGUAACAUGCAAUACAGACUUUCACCAGCAGGUGUCAUAAUACCAAAAUACCAAUCCAAACACAAAUCACCAUAAUACCAAAAAUGGCUCAUAUAUUGACAUUGGUGGAAUGCAAGAGGAUGGUAAAGUACUGAUGUGUCAAAUAUGCUUGCAUUUUGUUUACCUGGUCUGGACUCCACUGGUGGUCAACCUGGAGGUCACUAAAUAGCCUCUCCAAAUACCCAUCAAAGGCCUUGGAAAAUUUCUUUGCGGCGUUGUGUAUGUGGUGACAGGAGUCAACAUCCAGCAGGUUUGGACAAUGUUGGUGAAUCCUGAUCUCAAGGCCAGUCUUGCUGCCCCUCAUCACAGCACAGGAAUCCACCAGUAAACUAACCAGGUUGUGCCAUGGAAUGUUGUUUUUCUCAAAGAAAUCGAAGAGGACCUUCUCCAAUGAAGCGGCAUCGACUCGUAGAAUCUUCAGGGACCCCAAAUGCUCCACCAUCACCUUCCGCAAGUCAGCGUGGUAAUAGCACACCAGCAUGGAGAGGACCUUUAACAUACAAAGGUUUUAUUUAGCCACACAGUAUUUUAAAGGGCACGCACUGAAGCAUAAACAUAAGGACACUUUGAUGGCAGUAUUAUGAUAUGAAACCAACCUUUUUGUUGUUGUUGGAGGUGCUCUCAUCAGUAUUCAAAGAAAAGGAAAAUCUCCUCAUGUUUGAAAAUGUCCUCUCUGAGAACGUCCGCCCUAGCAAAGUUGGACAGAUGUCACAUUACAUGCAUAAUCUAAUUGAUUAAAAAUAAAUCCCAUCACAAUUAAUUUGGCAAAUAUGGCAAUAUUAUGGGAAAACAGUAUAACAUAUAGUUCACCAAGAUAGAAAUUAAAACACUGAAAUACUAGGUAAGAAAAUACCCAAGCCAUGUAUCAUCUUGUAGGACGCUGCUGUCCGUGACAGCUUCAUUCCCUGCAGAGCUGGUUUGUCUAAGGACAGGGUCUGGGCAACUCGACAAUUACAGGAGCCAUUGAAAAGGGGAUGGAAUGCUCCGCCAGGGCUCCAAGGACCACUGCCUAAAACACAGAGUGUGCAAUGAAUACAAAGAUGGUGUAUGAUUGUGAAUAAUAAUAAUAAUAAUAAUAAUAAUAGUAAUAAUUAAGUUAAUUGAAUAAACAAAGUGAUGGUGUACUGUGUCUUUGCUGCCUGUGGUAUCUAACACACCUACACCUACCUCUGCAUUUGCAAUGCGGCUUACUACAGGUACUGGCAUCUUUCCCUGGAACUGCUGCCUUAUAGUUUCUGGGCCCUGAGUUGGUUGGCUCUGGCUUGCCUGACUCUGGCUUGCUGAUGCUGGGAGGAAAGUGCUGGCAACACUUUGUGUGGAUGCAAUGGCUUCCAUCUUCUUUUUAUGUAUUUCAGUUUGGAUGUGAGCAAUCAAAGCAUAGCUGCCCUUGUUUGCAUAAUUUAUGUCCUUGUGGCACAGGACACACCUGGCCAAUCCCUGUCUGUUAUCUUUCUUAAAGAAAUCCCUAAUGUGAAAGGACACCUCUUGUCCCUUGACAGAUACCUUGCCCUUCAGCUUAAACCAGGCCCACUUCCAGCUGCAUUUGAUCCCUGCAUCCAGCUUUUUAACAGCUGCAACGUCCUCUUCCCCUAACACACUCAUUCUGCAAGGAUUAUGUUUGUAUUAGUGCAAGUGGUACAUCAGUAUUAACUGUAAACCACUCUCUUUACUGUGUUCACACCAGAAACUACUAAAGCUGUAAUGGCCAGAAGUAACUGACUUAGAAUGGUGACAAAAGCUACAGCAGCGACUAAAAAUAAUAGCAACAUAGCGAUUUACACAACAGCUUUAGUAGCUUUUGGUCGAAACACGGCAAGCCUUUCGUGACACACUGUUCCCUUUUGUCUUCUCUCACGCUAAUGUCGCGCUGAAAAAAAUUGACGCCCCGUCUUGUCAAUGGAUGGAGCCAGAGCAGUAAACGCGAGACACCCGCUUUCGCUAUUUUAGAUGGCUUAAAACCAUUACGUUUUAAUGAAUCAAUAAAUAACAUCAGCGGCGAAAAGGAGUGUAAAAAAGACCAGGGUUCACAUGUUUUUAUUUUGUCACAAAAGGCUUCAAGCAUGGGCCAAAGCAUAGGAUAACAAGUUAUAGAGUUUACCACUUCACCUUCAGCCUUGUCAGCCCCUCACCUGAAUAUUAUCCUCACGCGCCCCUGAAAUACCAACUACAGAGAUAUUAGAAAGAAGCUCGUGUUUCUUCUUUUAUGUUACCGUUAACUACACAAGCUUGACGCUAACUUAAUAUCUAGCAAACAGGAGCUAUUUUUUCCACAGGUGUUGUGCCAUAGAAUGCACCCCUGCCGUAGAAUGUACCCCCUGACGGGAGCGCGGUUGAAAGUAUACGACAAGGCGAAAUAAUCCAAGUUUUCCUUACCGUUGGAUUGAUUCAAAAGCGUGUGCCUUUAAUAAUUUCAUUCAGACUAUUCAGAUAAGCCGAAAACAAUAGCCCUCUGAUUCGGAAUAUUUGCUGCCCCGAAAAUAUAAUGUUCUCUACUUUAACAGCAUAUACCCAAGUACACCUCUGUAUGUGCAUUUUUAAAUACCUAAAAACAGAACGAAAGUUUGCUGCUCCAUUUGACAUGUUGUCAUGAUCCAAUACUCGUGUUAUUUUAAAAUAUGAGAUCAUUUUCUUCCACUUUAAGAAGCUCAUAAGUGGAGGGGAUGCAGGGGAUGCAUUCUACGGCAGGGGUGCAUUCCACGGCAUAACACCUGAGAUUUGGCUAGCUCUGGCAGUGUUCAACGCUAGCUGUAGCGAACGGCAGUAACUUUGUUAUACCACAAAAUAUGAAAACGAUUGAAACCAUUACUCACCAAAUUCAAUCUGCUGGUAAAUGCAGUAAAUGUGUGGUCUGCCUUGUCCCCGGCGUGGAUAAGUCCUGCUUCUCGUUCACAAUGCUACCACAUGCUCUCCAAGUACACGUGAAGAGUGUGCGCAUGAUUGGAAUUAUAGCACGCAGUUUGGCCUAUGAUUGGUUCUGGUCAGCGGAGCAGCCGGGAGGAUUUCCUGACCGUCCAAGUGUCAUUUAAAGGGCCGAUUUCUGAAGUGCUCAGUUUGCAUAUUAAGUCAAUCACAUGAUGAUAAAAAAAAAAAAAAAACUCCCGACCCCGACCCCCCCUAAAAAAAAUUUCUCUUCGGAUCUACACGAUUCGUGUAGGUCACCCUUUUUGACUUCAAAACGGCGAAUUUCGCCGAAAGGUGAGAGAUUUUCAUGCCUGCCUGUUGGUGUUAGCCGACACUAAUUUCAUUGGGCUUCUGUGUCUUGUUAUAUUGAGCCCAUGAAAGUGAAGGCGAGAUCUUCUGUUCACCCCUGUCCUCAGGGGUCCAAGAUCUGCAGGUUUUCAGUGUCACAGAUGGACAAGAUUUACAGGACACAGGCAAGUACGGCUUGUGCAUUGAGCUCCGUCACCAUGCUUCAGACAUAUCAAGCUAUGUGUCUGGCAGGACUCGGCUUGUGUGACAGUCUGCUUUCUCCUCUCCUCAAUGAAGUUAGAGUUGCCACAGAUUACAUUCUCCGUGUGUUCCGCUGUGCAGCACUCUCUCUAGGUAGAGGCAUGGCUUCCACAGUGGUGGCACAGAGGCCACCACUGACUCUCUCUAAUGUUCCGGAGAGGGACAGAGCAGUUUAUCUUGACAAGCCUGUGUCGGCCAGAGGUUUGUUUGGGCAGUCCCUUGACACAAUUCAGGCAAAGUUUGAGCUGAGGAAGAAACAAACCAACACUUUGAGCAGCAUCAUCCCCAGGCAUGUUGCGAGGUCCAAACAACAGGGUUAUCUGCACCAGAGAUGGGAAAUUGUGGAGUUACCAAGUCAUCUCCAUGCCAUGUAUUUGUUCUGCUCAGUUACUGAACCAGGUGCCUUCACUAAUGAGCUCACCUUCCUGUCUGUUCAUUGGAAGCAGCUGGUUUAGUGACAGAGCAUAACAAAUACAUGGCAUGGAGAUGACUUGGUGACUCCACUACUCCCAUCUCUGAUCUACCCCAGCCGGUGAAGCAGCAUGUACCCGGUCAGAAUCCACGCACCUUGGCUCGGAACAAGGGUCCACCACCUGGCCUCCAGAGGGGCUCAGCACCCAGGAGGAAGAAGCAGCAGUCAUCAUAGCUUCAGGAUCGACUUGAGAGGGGGCCCAGCAGCAUGGAGGCGCUGCUGCCCUUCUGUUUUUGGCAUCGAUUGGCCACGUUUAAAGUUUGUUCAGGGGUCCGGUCCCGGGAGGUGCUGCACUCCCCUAACACAGUCUCCCAAGCACCCUUCCUUCACACACACAUGCCCCAAAAAUGGCCCCGGGUGUUCACUGUGUGAGUGUUACAAAUGUGCGUUUGUCCAGUUGUUCUCAAAACAUCAUAAAUCAAUCAAGUCUGGGUGGGAAAGUGUUGCUGUUCUCCACUGGCACGCCAGAGGGCCACAACCCCUCCCCCACAGUGCUGGAGGUAAGUUGACAAACUGUUCAUCUCCCUCGGUGGUGCGCAUGCGCAGUCUCACCGUGGGUAGAGAGAACUGUUGCCAUGGGCUACCACGAACAGUUCAGGGCAUGGUCGCCUCGCUUCCACUCUGUAAUACAGUUGUAGCAGAAGAAGCAGCAGCAGUUCUGAGGGAAGAAAUAAACAACUUGUUGAACAAGAGAACGAUACGAGUUGUUACCAACAAAGGUUGGUACAGCCGCUAUUUCGUUGUUGCGAAAAAAGGAGGAGGGCUCCAUCCUAUUCUCGACUUGCGAGUGUUAAAGGAAUACCUACGAACUUACAGGUUCAAGAUGCUAACACUCAUACAGCUAUUGGGCACGAUCAGACCGGGAGACUGGUUUACAACUAUCGAUCUGACAGAUGCUUACUUUCACACAGCGAUUCAUCCGGACCACAGGCACUUUCUAAGGUUUGCAUUUGAGGGCAUAGCUUAUAAAUACCUAGUGCUGCCGUUCAGCUUAUCGUCCCCUGAACAUUCAACAAAUGUGUCGAGGCGGCAUUGGCUCCGCUACAGGAGAAAGGUGUUCGCAUCUUAGCCUAUCUGGACAAUUGGGCACUAAUUUCGAGCACCAGAGAGCGAGCAGCGGCUCAGCUGUCAUUGACCCUAUCUCACAUCCAAACACUGGGCUUUUCUGUAAAUUUACAGAAAAGUCCACUGACUCCGAGUCAACUGGUAUCACUUCUCGGGCUGGAAAUAUCUGUUUCAAGCCAAGCAUGUCUGUCAGAAUGCAGGGUGGCUGCAUUUCGCCGCUGCCUUGCACAAUUUCAGUUGGGACGCAAAUUGUGUUUCCGAACGAUUUUACAGCUGACAGGCAAGAUGGCAUCAAUGAUCGCUGUAGUGCCGCUCAGACUGUUUAAGAUGAGAGCAUUUCAACGCUGGACUCAAUCUCACCAGCUGUGCAUGCAGCGUCACCUUCAGAGGAGGCUGACGAUAACUCCAUCUUGCAUGUCGGCUCCUCCCCCGUGGAGAGAGCCGGUUUUCUACAACAGGGAUCUCCGAUAGGGAGGGUGUCUUUUCGCAAGGUGGUGUUCAUAGACGCAUCCCUUAGGGGUUGGGGGGGGCUCUGUGUGAGGGCACAGCAGUGAGAGGGGUGUGGACGCCAGCACAAUGCAAGCUCCACAUCAAUUACCUGGAGCUAUUAGCUACCCUUUUAGCUCUGAAGCAUUUUCUUCCCGUUCUGACAGGCCAUCAUGUUCUGAUAAGGACAGACAUCACAUCCGGGUUUCCUACAUAAACAAGCAGGGAGGGACACGCUCUCUUCCCCUGUUAAAACUGUCUCACUCCCUGUUACUAUGGUGCAGUGCUCAUUUUCUGUCACUCAGAGCCACACAUAUUCCGGUUCACUUAAACCUUGGGCCGGACCUUCUCUCCAGGGGGGUCCUCUCGUGAUAGAGUGAAGAUUGCACCCACUAGUGGUGACUCAGAUAUGGGACCUCCUCUCCCAAGCGGGAGGAGAGAUAAUUCACCAGCGCCCGGGUGGUGACUGUAGCGGCUACAUGCCUACCUGUUGAAAGGUCCAACUUAGCUACCUUAGCUAGCUACCCUGAGCUACCCCAAUAUAUAUUAGGCGGCUGGGGUAGCAUCUGGUUCCCAACCAGGGGUUUGGGGUUCAAAUCCGGCAUGAGACACAUCUGUAAGGAGUGAACUACAUCUACCGGUGUGGGUCCUGAGGCAAGACCCUUAGCGCUGUGGCCUACCUCAUAAACAUGGGUGCGUUUUUCCAUGUACUUUUAUCUAACUGAUUCCCACCAAUCAGUUAGACAAAAGUACAUGGGAAAAUAGGGUACAGGUUGUACAAGCAGGUUGUAAAAGCAAAGCUCCCCAAAAAAGCUCCCCAAAUGCAUAUAUCAAUUUAACCCAUGAUCAUAAGUCAAAUUAACUCAAAUAUUGGGUUAACUUGAGCCUAAAAAAGUGUUAUUGAGUCAACUCAAAAUUUGGGUUAAUUUGAAUAACCCAACAUUCUGGGUCAAAAUAACCCAAUAAGUAGUCAGUCCCUUUUCAACCCUGGUUGUUUUUAACCCAGGGGUUUUUAGAGUGUAGUGACAUCAUCCUGGUGGCCCUUAGAGAGGGCACAGGUCCUUUUUUGUUUUCCCCAAUUCAUGUAUCUCUUCAUGUCUGGUGAGAAGGUUGAACUUGCCAUACUAAUUCGAAGCCUUUUUCCUAUUUCAUGAAUUAAAGAAAGAGAAGCUCUAUUUAAGCUCGCAUGAGUCACUGCCACAGCAUUAGAAACAAGACCAUAACUAAAGUCUGACUUUACGACACAGUGAUAUACAGAAGAAGGUUUUAAAAACUAUUACAAUUGAUCCUGUUUCCACUGACCAGCUUCAAUGGUGCAUUAUAAACCAGUCUGGGUGAUCAGAGUUAUAGCAGAACAAAGUUGUGCAGUUAGGCUUUUUAGGGCCCUGGAAACUAAGGCCCCCCUCCGGUGGGAUGCUGAUCCCUGUUCUUUGGAAGAAAAGCACUUUUUAUUAAUAAUUCAGCUGCAGAGUCACUUUAUUAUCAGAAGUUUUGUCCUCCCUGUAAGUGAAAGGACUGCUUUAACGCUCAAUCUUUGGAACCAGUGAAUAGUUUUCAAAGAUUUGGUGGAGAGAAAGUUUGAGCAGGUCCUUCAUCACUAUAACCCGCCCUUUUUACAUUGUUCUUGUUGUAUUUGAAUGGACCAAGAUUAACAUUUCACAUUCAGAAUUGUAUAUUUUAUUAUAGUGAUAGAUAUAACUACAUUCCACAUUGUGCACCUUUCAUUUCGCUAAAGAAGUCUUUUUAAAAUAAAAUCUGUUUUUUGGCACACAUAUAAAACUGUGGAUGGAUUCACUUAUUGUGCUCAUUAAAGUUAAAUAAUGGCAGCGGCUGAAAGCAAACUCUCCUUUAUUUUUUGAAAAUAGCAAGAUGAGCUUUGGGUUGCCUUAACCUUAUUGAAUGCAUUUUUUUCAUCAUCUUUACCUCCUCCUGCUCCAUCUCUCUCUGUUUGCAUCAGUACUUUUGGGAGCUUGUUUUAUUUUAUGCAUUUUUCUUUACUUUUUGUUUACCAUCCCUUAUUAAACAUUGAGAAAAUAUGCAGUAAGGAUUACUAUCUUAAUUUCCUUUUAUUUUAGCCACAAUUUCUCUCUGGGGGGCUACUCAACAAUAAGUUAGAAUCCAAGCAGUGGUGAGUCUUUAUAAAUCACACACUGAUACACUGAGGCGUUUCCAGCCUCAAAUACCAUUUCUUGGUAAACCAUGCCCUGGCAAUCUGAUGACAACCAUCAGCACAUCUCUUCAUUAUGUGUUCUUGUUUAUUGUCUCAGCCAUCUUGUAGGAUUAGAAAGACGAGAUAGAGACAGAUUCCCAAAUUAAUCAAAGUCAGAUGUGCAAAUAAUCUUCAUGUGCUGAAUCAGGCAGAUUGACAUGAUAAACAGUGUGUAAGGGGUGUUGGGUUAUUUGGUAUCUUGCUUUGUUAUGUUACAUGUGAACACAGCUUUUACCUCUGCUCUCUUGUUUUCUAAAGAUCAUUACUGGGACAUUUUUGUCCUUUACAAAUGUAGUGUUUCGAAAUAGAAAGAGGAGGAUAUUCCCAAAAAGCUCUUUCAAAGGUGGCUGGAGGACAGCACACACUGAUUUCCUCUUUCUUCAAUUUUUCCCAGACUAUAUCGUGACCACCCGGGUGGAAGUGGCUGCAAAUCAUGAAUUAUUCUGUUAAUAAAUCCUGCUAAAUGGAAUUGUGAUCAAAAGAUGAUGAAAUUCGGCCUGUCAAAGGGGGCACAGACUGACCUGGAUUUAGAAAACCCAACUGGAGCCUCUUUUGGGAUUAUAUACUGCCUUUUGUUUUUCUGGUACAACCUUGAAAACACCUUGCAUAAUGAUCCCUUAAAGCUCACAGUACAUAAUACAACAUGAGUGGACAAAAAUAACCAAAAGAAACAGCACUGAACACAUCUUGUUCCACCUUCAUUUUCUCCUGUGUUGCUAAGUACAUAUCAAACACUGGCCUAUUGUUGCUGCCUCUGCAUUACUUUGCAUAUAUUUUUCCCAUGAGUCAUUCCUUAUACAUGUAUCAGCUUGACACACACAGAAAACUUGAAUACAGUGUGCACUGCUCUUAAAUCCCUUAAUUGAAACCGGAGGGAUUAUAUUAUGAUUUUGUUCUCCUUCUAAUCACCAUUUUCUCUUCUAUACCCUACAUCUGCCAUGUGAUGGGAUUGCCAUGCUCUUUUCAUUCUGCUGAGUAUAAAGCUGUGCUAAUGUCGCUAUGACAGACCAGCAGAUAAAUGUCAGCUCUCCAUCUUGUAGCACAAUUGGGUGGGGUUUGUUGGAGCUGUAUGCAGUCUGUAUUGCAGCUUAUACAGUAAUUACCAGUUGCACAACCAGGGGUUUGCCUUCGUCUGUGUCAGCUAAUCUUCUCCCUGUUGACCUUUUAUUCUCUACAUUGCCCUCAUUCUUUUCUCCUUCUGCUCACUGCAGAUUAAACCAAACAUGGCAGAGACUGUAAUGUCCAUUUCAGAAAAUAAAUGUUGAUGCACGCUGGUGGUUAUUGACAGUAUAUUAUCAUGUUAAAUCAUUAAUUUUUAUUGACAUCAAAAGGAGUCACAAGAGAAAGCUGGUCAAAGAGUCCUACACAUUUCACACAUCUCUGCCUGUUGACACUGUGGCAAAUCAUUGGUUAGCAUUUCAGGCUGGUCUUCAAAUUUAAAAAAAUCAGGAUAGUUACCAGGGAAAGAUCUGAGAUCAGCCUGAAGAGCCACAGCUGUGACACAAGUUUUAAUGUUUGGUUCAGUUUUAUUUAUAAGGGUGUUAGCUCCAAAGUUUCAAAAAGAAGGAGAGUUGACUAUGGACAGAAAUGUCAAUAAAUAUUCCAGUCAUAUAUAAUCCAGAUCCUAUGAAGAGCCAAGUGAGUAUUUAUUCAAUAUCCAUGAUAUCAGUGAUAUCACAUGUCAAAAAAAAUAAACUAGCUCACUAGUAAGCUGUACAACUCUGACAUGUUAACUAGUCAACCAUGAAUAAGGUUUCUAGUUAACGAGUGCAGAAAUCACAUGAUACUUGUGCACAAGUGAAGGACAAAAUGCUCACUAGUUUACUAGUGAUGGCAACAUGCUCACUAGUUCACUAGUAAAGUGUUUCUUUACUCUUACUAGUAAACUAGAUGGGCCUAAUGCUUUUACUAGUUAGCUUGUAAAGAUAAGAUAUCAACUAGUUGACUAGUACACCCAAUUCCAGCAGCACUAGUCAACCAGUGGGGCUAACAUAUAUACUAGUUCACUAGUAGAAGGCGAACUAUUAACAUCAAUACUAAUACUGAGAGUUUUUGCCUCUAGUUAACAAGUGAAUGUUUCCUUGACCUUACCAGUAAGCUAGUUCACAUGUGCUAUUACGAAUGCUUACUAUUUAACUAGAAUAAUGAAAAAUGAUCUUACGAGUUAACUAGUAAAUCUCAAAUGUUUACUAGUGAACAAGUGCAGGGGAAAAUGGCAACAAGUAAACCUGUGGCAACUGAACUAUGCAGGAGGAGGGAAAGGGAGUGUGGAUUAAUCUUUCAUGUGGGUGUCCUACUGGCUCUCAAGCCAGGAUUCCACCCAAUUCAAUUUUAACCCAUUAAAACCUGGUAAAAACUUUGCUGCUACCUUCCCAAUUGAGUUCUGUGCAGACAUUGGUGGCAAAUAUAAAAAAGUUUUCAAAGAGUAGGCUGCAUUAUUUUUCUAUCUGUCCAGAUGAAUUGUAGGUUUCCAUAUAAAUUUUAAAGAAAUGGGGAGAAAGGCGAUACCUGGCACUUUAAGUUGCUAAGACGUGAUCUAUAACUUGCACUAAGUUGUGCAGGAAUCGCCGUACGAUUGGACACAAGGAUACAUGAAGCCGUCGUAGCUGACCAGUCAUGUACAAUUGAUCAGGUAUCGAUAAAUGCAGUGGCUGAUCUGAUCAUCAUUUCACGUCACAUCCUUAAAUAUAAUAUAUAUAUAUAUAUAUAUAUAUAUAUAUAUAUAUAUAUAUAUAUAUAUAUAUAUAUAUAUAUAUAUAUAUACAUGUAAUAUAAUGUCUUUUAUGGCUAUCUUUGAGAAUGAGUGAGUGAAAUCUGUGGCUGUGGAUUCACUGUUGUGUUUCUGCUGCUGUUGUCCAACUAUUAAAAGGACCUUGAAUGCAAAGUAAGUGAGCAUCUAUUUGUAUUGUGAAAUCUGUGGCUGAACACUCACAUUAAUGGGCGAUAUGCAACAUUUAAGGUGGACUGGAAAAAUCCCAUAGGAGGCUGUGAAAUUAAUUCCAGCUUUAGCGUUGAGGUCUACUAUCACUAUCAAGAACUUUAUUAAUCCCCUAAGGAAAAUUCAGUUGUCUGUUGUCUCACAUAUAUCUAUAAAAGUUAUCUACCAUUUACACAAGAGUUAUAAAGUCUAAUGGCUGUUGGUACAAAAGAUCUUCUGAAUCUUUCUGUCCUGCAGCGAAGCGAGAGGAGCCAUCCACCACCAUUGGCCCUUUGGUCCAUCAAGGUGUUGUGAAAGGGGUGAUACAUGUUCUUUAGAAUAGAUUCCGCCUUCCUCAGUGUAGAUCUCUCCACCACAUCCUCCACGGAGUCCAGCUUGAGUCCAACCACAGAGCCAGCCUUUUUCACCAGUUUGUUAAGACGUCUUGCAUCUUUGUGUUUGAUGCUUCCUCCCCAGCAGACUGCAGUGUAGAACAGAACACUUGCCACCACAGACUGAUAAAACAUCUGCAGCAUCUUAUUACAGCUGUCUAUUGAUCGGAGUCGUCUCAAGCAAAAGAGGCAGCGCUGCCCCUUUCUGGAGAUAAAGUCUAUAUUCUUAGAUCAGUCCAAUUUAUUAUCCAGAUGUACACCUAGGUAUUUAUAUGAUGUCACCACUUCGAUGUCCACUCCACAGGUGUUCACUGGCUUAAGAGGGGGUUUGGAUCUACAGAAGUCUAUGACCAUCUCCUUUGUCUUUGAGGUGUUGAGGAGGAGGCAGGUUUUGUGACUCCAGUCACUGAAGGCUCCUAUUAGAUCUCUGUAUUCAGCUUCUUGUCCAUUUCUGAUACAUGCCACAAUAGCGGUGUCAUCUGAGUAUUUCUGGAUGUGGCAGGACUCAGUGCUGUAUUUGAAGUCUGACGUAUACAGUGUGAACAGGAAUGGCGCCAGCACUGUCCCUUGUGGAGCCCCUGUACUGCUCACUAAUGUCCCAGAAACACAGUUCCCCAGCCUGACAAACUGUGGCUUUCCUGUCAGGUAAUCUGUGAUCCAGGAAACACAGGAAGGAUCCACUACCAUCUCUGUGAGCUUGUCUUUGAGUAUGGUAGGUUGGAUGGUGUUGAAUGCACUUGAAAGGUCAAAGAACAUGAUCCUCACAUACACCCCAGGUUCCUCCAGAUGAGACAGGGCAUGGUAAACCAUGUAGAGGACAGCAUCAUCCACUCCAAUGUGUUCUUUGUAUGCAAACUGCAGGGAGUCCAGUUUGUCUUUGACCUCAGACCUCAGAAGGCAUAGAAUUAGCCGCUCCAGGGUUUUCAUGAUGUGUGAAAUGAGGGCCACUGGUCUGCAGUCAUUGAGUUCAGCAGGACAUUUUGUUUUUGGUACUGGCACAAUGCAGGAUGUUUUCCACAGAGUAGGUACCCGCUCCAGCUGUAGACUCAGGUUGAAGAUCCUGUGGAGAAGUUGACACAGUUCUGCAGCACAGUCUCUAAGCAGCCUUAGACACACACCAUCUGGACCAGCUGCCUUCCCAGGACAAAGUCUUCCAAGCUGUGGUUGAGACAUUUGAAUGAGAUGGAGGAGGAACGGGAGAAGUUGUAGUGGAGAUUUGUUGCGGAGAGGAAGGUGGAGUAGCAGUGGAAGUGGGUGUGACAGCAGUGUCAAAUCUGUUGAAGAACAGGUUUAAGUUCAUCAGCUCUUUCCAGAUCACCUACCACUGGCUGUCUUUUCUUUUGACUGCUGUGUCCAGAGAUGGUACUGAUUCCUCUCCACACUUCACGGAUGUUGCUGUGUUGGAGAAUCUUCUUUUUGUACUCCAGCUUUGCCAUCGUCAGUCUCCUCUUCAACUCUUGUUGCACUUGUUUGAGUCGUUCUUUGUCACCAUCAUUAAAAGCUUUCUUUUUCUGGUUGAGGAUUGCUUUUAUGUCAUUUGUGAUCCAGGGUUUGUUGUUGGGGAACGGCAUUCAGUUUUUUGGGGUAUCACUGUGUCUCUACAGAAGUUGACAUAAUCAGUAAAGCAGUCAACCUGUUUGUCAAUGUUCAUACUAUCCACAUCUGUUUCCAGCAGCACAUUCCAGUCUAUUUUAAAACAGUCCCUUAGAGCUUCACUGGCUUGAGUUGUCCAUCUUCUGAUUUUGACUUUGGUCACAGGCUGCCUCAGUACGCAAGGUCUGUAACAGGUUUGCAGAUAGACCAAGUUAUAAACUGACCUGCCCAGUGGUGGUAAGGCAGUGGCUCUGUAGGCUUCUUUGACAUUGGCAUACAGCAGAUCAAGGGUUUUGCUUUAUCUGGUAGGACGCUUCACAAACUGUGUGAAUCCAGUCAGGUGAAAGGAGAGGGUGACAUGGUUGAAGUCUCCAGAUAUUAUUAUUAAUGCCUCAGGGUGUUGAGUCUGUAGCCUGGCAACACUAUUUUGCAAAACACGGAAUUUCUUCAGUUGACUUGGGUGGGAUGUAAACAACUACUGUUAUGAUAUGACUAAAUUCUCUAGGAGCAUAAUAUGGCUGAAGAGCAACUGCCAACAGUUCAAUAUCUGGACAACACAACUUCUCCUUUACAGUUAUGUGUAAAGGGUUACACCAUCUCUGGUUGACAAAUAAAGACAGACCUCCUCCUUUCUUCUUGCCACUAGCUUGAGCAGCUCUGUCUGACCUUAUAAGAGUGAAGCCAGGUAGAUCCACACUGGAGUCAUCACCACCUCCUAGCAUUCAGCUUUGCCUUCACCUUUUCACUAGCACGGCAACCACGAUAACACCUCCUGAUGUCCUCUGGAAUUGCAUGUUGUUGUCCAGAUUUGCUUUUCCUCAAUGAAAGGAGCUCUUCUCUUGAGUAAACUCUCCCCCCAGCAGAAGUAUCCAUGAGCAGCCAACAAAAUGACAACAAAGAUAUGAAAAAAUCUAGCAAAAAUUACAAAAAAAUUACAGAUAAUACGGAGAGACCAGACUGUAUGUCCACUAGGUGACUAGAGAACUAGUGCACAGUUGUUACUUUUUACGAGGUACAAGUCAUGGUCUACAUGCUGACAUGUUAACUAGUUGGACCCAAUUUGGACCUUAUCAAUGAAAUAGAGAAACUGAAAAAUUUGCUGUUCAAUGAGAAAAGGUCAUUGUUGCCAAGGGAAGUUAAAUUGCCCUCACUAGUCAACUAGUGAGGGCAAAAUAUCAACUAGUUAAUUAGAUAUUUUGUAAUUGUUCAUUAGAUAAGUUCAGAUGCUGACUAGACAACUAGAAAAGGAGAUUUACACUUACUCUAUGCUUGCUUGCCCUCACUAGUAAGCUUGUACAGGUCAAAUGAUUCACCUGUUAACAUGUAAUUGCUACAAAUCAGAAUUUUUACAGUUUUAUGUAAAGCUCUCCUUACUAGUUCUUUGACAUGUUCUUUCACUAGUGAACUAGUAAGGCCCAAAAAAGCAACAUGUUUACCAGUAACAAACACUCUCUAGUGAGCUAGUGGAGCAAAAUUAAUUCAACUAGUCAACCAGUGACAUAGUGUGACUGCCAUACGUGUUGCCUAGUAAAAUUGUGUUGCAUGACUAGUUAACUAGUGAUACAAAAGGCUUUACUCUAGUUAAGCCUCUAGUUAGUGUGUGAGCAAAAUAUCAGUGCUUCCAGUUAACUUGUUCAUUUUUCUGCAUACAGCUGGUUCACUAGAAAGAAAAACUGCAGGUACAUGUUAACAUGUAAAGCCAGAGACGCUAAAAGCAGUGGACAUGGCUGCUCUCACUAGUUAACAUUUUGAUGUGUAAAAUUUUGAAGCUUCACUAGUUGACAUGGAAGGUCACAAUAAACUCCGACUAGUUAACUAGUAAGCACAGUUUCUGUUACUUGUUGACAUGUACACAUCAAGAGGCACUCUCUAGUUCACAUGCUGCAUUUCCUAAGGAAACAUGUUCACUAGUCAACUUGUGCACAUGUGGCAGGCUGGAUAAUAACAAAAUCCUGACUUUUCAUUGGUUGUCAUGUUUUAGAGUGGGGAGCCAAUAGGAAGCCUCAUGGCAUGCUCCUCACACAUCAUCAUAAGUUUUUUUUUUCUGUAACUAGUUAACUAGUGCAUAUUUUUCCUUGAACUAGUAAGCUAGUAAACAUGUUAAAACCCACUAGUUGACUAGUGCAGCUGCAAAUGGGUUUCCUAUGAACUAGUAGGCAACUUAUGCUACUAGUUCACUAGUAAACAAGUUGGGUCCAUCUAGUUUACAAGUAAGGCCAAAAAGGGAUGAACUAGUUAACGAGUGAGCAUGUUGGGCUUCACUAGUUAACUAGUGAGCAUUUCAGCCUUUACUUGUGAACUAGUAACAUACAAUGGUAUGCACUAGUUCACUAGAAACCAUAAUUCAUGAUUGACUAGUUAACAUGUGAGAGUUUUUGCAGCUUACUAGUGAACUAGUGUGUGUCUUUGACAUGUGAUAUCAAGGAUAUCGAAUAAAUACUCACUUGGCUUUCCAUAAGGUCCUUUACUUACUUUAAUUGCAGAAUGUACCAGGCCUGUAUAAGAAACUUGCUUGUCUUAAACUGCUUUAAAAACUCCAUUGUGCCCUACUACAUACAAAAUAUCAAAUAUUCCUUGAUUUAUUGCCACACAUGGAUGCGACAUGGAUAACAUACAAUAUGAGAUGCUUGUUUAGUUGUGUCCUUGGUAUGUGUUCUUUGUGUGUAUUUGGGUUUUUGCUAGUUUCAAAUAUUGUUUUAUUAAAUUUUUUAUUUUUUAAUUAAUUUUUUUGAUACUAAGUAUGGUACUGGGUACAGUUGAGCAUGUGCAGUACUUAAGUCCAAGUCAAAUUUCCCCAAGGGGACAACAAAAUGAAUCGUAUCAUACUGUACCAUACCUUACCAUAUCGUCACAUGUUGUAUUGAAUCGUGUCAUAGCAUAUUAUACCACAGUCUUAUCAUACCAUAUUGUAUUGUAACAUGUCAAACCCUAUUGUACCACAUCAUAUCAUAUCAUAUCAUAUCAUAUUGUAUCAAACGUGUAGCAGAGCAGUGUAUUAAACAGAGUCAUUAAACAGGUCACGUGGUUCAUGUACCUCUCAACAGUUCCAUGCGCAGCCUGCACUGUCCAUGCUCUUCAACGGGACAGACGGCAGUGAGCGCACGUUUAAGAGGUAAAUAUUAAAAUUAACCGUAAAAAGUCAACAUUUGCAACUCAUAUUGGAUUACUGUGUACACAUCAAAGUCACAUACGUAUAUUUAGUGGCUAGAUGACAAAUAAAAGUGAAAUAAGACAAGUUUGGUAACAGGUGUUACUUUUUAAUAAGAGAAAAUAAUACAAUAAAGUGGUAUGUAACAGGUGUUACAAGCUGAUUAAACUAUUGUGCAAUGUUUUGGUCUUGCAGCAUGGCCUGCACAACAUUUUUUCAUGUUAAACAUAUGCCUUAAAUGCUGACAGAAUUUAAAAAGUAGCGGUCCCUUUACUCUAUCAUCCCAUGGUAUACAUAAGCAGAAAUCAAAUUACAUAGCACUUAUGUUAGUCUAAAAAAAAUAAAUUGCACAUAACGUUAGGUAGUGAUAAAGGCUGAAAUCUAAAAUAAAGCCCAUAAGUAACCAUCUCAACAUAUGAUUGAUGAUGAUGAUGUGGUGAGACGCCUCCUCAUCCUGUGUUAUUUUGGCUGGACUUCCUGUUUUUCCCUGUUUGCCUGGUCUGGCUGUACUCUUUUCCAGAGCUUCCUCCCCUCCCCCGGCGCUGAGGCUGAGUGAGACGACACACCUGCUCCUCAUCUCCAAUCAAGGGACUUUAAGAAGCCUGCAGCCCUCAGUCUCAGCGCCUGAGUAUUGUCUACCCUUCCUAGCGGUACAGACGCAUCUCCUGGCCUUCGUCGUUGGUAUAACGUUCUGAACUUUACUCCUUGUGACUCUUUGCAUGUCCUUUAACUCCUGUCUCCUCUGGUUUCUCCUGCAGUGUCUCCAGCCCACACGACAGCCAGCCAACCAGCCAACCAACCGGACUUCCUUUGUUCCCUUAUCUAUCCCUUUCUGUUUUUGGACAUUAAAUUCGUUUUACGUUGAGCUCUGUCUCAGUGUCUGCUUCUGGGUCCUCACUACAAGCCUGCCUCACAACAGAUGAUGAUUUAUCUGUGAUUCAUAACUCAGUCACACAAUACAUUUUUCCAGGCCUCUACAGCUGACGACGUCCAACUAGCAGGCCGUGGCUAAAAAAAAAUCGAUCCCAAUUCCUAACUACAAAAAACGUAAUUACAUUUGUAAUUACAAUUUGAGCAUACUAAAAUUAAAAUCAUUUUAAAUAUAAAGGGGUCCUUCGAUACCAUUAAUACACGUAUUGUCAUUAAAUUUGUUCAUACAAUAUUUUACCUCGGGGAGUGUGGGAGCAAGCCGUGGCUAAAAAAUCGAUUCCAAUUCCUGACUAAAUAAAUACGUAAUUACAUUUGGGCCAUAGAUUUUUACAUAUGAAGGGGUCCCCUCGAUAUCAAUAACACAUGUAUUGGCAUUAAACUUGUUGAUAUUUUAUCAUUUAACCUCGGUGAGUGCCUGCCUUGUGGCCAUAGAAGCGAAUGGCGUCUGACGUGACAGGUGGUCAUGUUGGAACUAUUAAGAGUUCCAUAACCCGGAAGUGGGGUCCGCCGGGCUGUACAGCGUAUGCCUAUGGGAGUGUCGCCACUCUGUUUAAUCCACUGCUCUGAUGUGUAGUAUCGAAUCAUAUCAAAUGUUUUAUCAUACUGUAUGGUAUGGUUAUGACAUUGUAUUUUAUCAUGGUGGUAUGAAGGUCAGCUGAAGCUGGCAUGAAGAGAUAAAUUGCUUGUGAAAACAAACCAAAAAAAAACUAAACUAAACCUGCAUCUCUAAGGGCCGAAAGGAAGGUGUCACUUGUUGCAAAAAGAAUGAUAAAAUUCUGUGAGAAAAUUUGCUUGCUUUUUAUCUAAUUAAAUACCUUUGUUAACCUAACUUUCAAAUGGGUUCAUCUUUCCAACUUUUAGAUGUCUUCUCCGAGACAGCUUGAAAGAGGUGGUGAGAAAUAUUUGAGCCCAAACACCAAUAAACAGAUUAUGUUGGAUCUCUGUGCUCACACCAUUAAUAAAGUUUAUUUUUACAUGAAACACAUAAGACCUGCUUCUGACAAGACAGAUAGCUAAAAAGUAUGAUGUUUGAGUUCUUCUUUAUAGUAUUUAGAUUUUCUCUGGUUUUGCUUCUAGCAAAAUUUCCAUAUCACACAAUGUGAAAAACUUAAAAUUUAAACAAAAUCAGACCAUUAUUCAAAAGAAAACAUUAAAAACUAAAAAAAAAUAAUUUACUGAAAAUUAAAACCCAAUCAAAAACUAAACUAGACUAAAACUGACAACAAAAAGCCAAAAAACUAAGGAUGGAUUCUAAACUGUUCUAACCUUGCUGCUCGUCAUGCUGACAGAUGUCCUAGUGUUUGUUUUUUCCAAGAAGUUUUGUUUUUAUCCUUCGUUUGGUGGGGGGAAAAAAAGAAAAGAGAAGGGCGAAUUCAAUGAUUGACAGCUCUAAUGACAAGUGUGACAGGCAGGAGACCAGUACAGAUGUUAUGAAACCUGACCUGAGAGUAAUGGAAAAGAUUGAUGACCUUGAACUGAAUCAACCUGAACACAGGGUGGUACACUACUCAGGCAGGUUUUUUUCUCUGUUAUUUGGUCUGUGCGUCAGUCAGGAGCCCAAACCACUUUUUUCAGCCUGCAGACAUCAAAGCCUUCGCCUGUGCCAGGUGUGCUUUCUGAUCAGACACACACAUACACGUACACAAAAACACAGACAUGGGGCCGUUUGUUCUCUCCACCAGGCCAUGUAGAGGGUACCAAAAAUAAAGGAAAAAGUGCUGUGUUCCUCAGUGCUGCAUAACGACUUUUUUCUUUUAAGAAUCAAGAAAUCUAAUGCGAUGGAAACCAGCUGCCAUUUGCCCCUUAUCCUACCUCAGCCAUUUUUAUUGCCAGCAGCUUCUGGUGCAUUGCAACACUGGAAUACAGCUUCUUGCAUACUAAAAAGCUUGUACUUUUUGUCUGUCUCUGACGCUAAAAUUAGAUCCAUCCUGGAUACGUGUACAGAAAGAAAUGUACACACUCUUAAUUCAACUUCCUCAGAUGCUGCAACGUGUUGUUUACAUGCCUCCUUCAUCAAAAAAGGGAAAAUACGAGUCGACUAUUUUAACUUUUCUUGGCCACAUGUCAGGGCUGAUUUCUAAGACUUCACAGUUCUCUUUAAACUUUGAAACCUCACAAGGAAGGAGCUUCUUGUACACAAGACCUUCACUUAUUUCAGUUCCCCACCAGCAUCAAAAUGAAGCUCCUCACUAAUGCCUUUUACAGUAAAUCUGCAACAGCCUAGUUCUGGUGAGUAACUUCCCAUUACAUUAUGGCAAUGUGGAAGCACAAAAGGCCUGACAUGGAAACGCACUGUGAGAGCUCCUCAUGCAGUAUACACAUGCUGUGACAUGCACACAGACGCGCACACAGACGCACACACACACACACACACACACACACACACACACACACACACACACACACACACACACACACAGAGUGAUGUUCCACCCUGCUGGCUCCAACACUAUGCCACUAUGGAGCCCCUGUUACGUUUUUGUCACUACCUUUGAUGACAGAUCAGCAGCAAAGGGACUUGGCCCCAACAGUCCACCUCCAUAUAAUCCACAUUGCAGUCAAAAUGAGACAUACAAGACCUUGUGAUGCAACACCAAUGUAAUAAUAACAUUUAAUACAAUGCUAUUUAAUGUAGUAUCAGAAUCAGAAUCAGCUUUAUUGGUCAAGAAUGUGCACACAUACAAGUAAUUUGACUCUGAACUUUGCCCUUUAUCUACAAACAUUAAACAUAAUAUGUACACAAGGUAGAUAUACAUUUUGUUUUACAGUACUAACAUUAAAUUAAAUAUUAAGGCAUGAAUAUUAAGGCGUGAACUGUGUGUUGUACUUCCUGUGUGUGACGCCGGUUGGUGAGCAGACGCCGGUUUGACAGCUCUCGAUAACUUUGCCCAUAAUCUAACAAAAACUGUAAUACAGUCAUUGGAUUCCGGUUGUUUUUUUUAACUCUAUCUUUUAACCAGGCUAAGAAUUUUAAAAUCAGACACGGAUUUUAAGUUGCUUUUAAAUGAACUGAUUCGCUGGUUUGUAUGUAGCCGGCGGCUAAAGCAGCUAACCUUUGGUCACUGAAUCAUACACUAUGGAAACACUCACCUCCUCACACAAGUGUAACAGCUGCCUCCAAAAAUCCAAAGCGAUCACUGAGCUGGAACGUCGUAUUUCCAGCCUCCACUGGAUCCGAAAUGAGAAGUUACUCCUGGACUCGAUGCUGACACUGGGUGUGGGCCUCCCUGUAAACCCAGCCGAGUUGGACUCCACCAUCCCAGCAGCCGCUGCUCCGCAGGCUCCACCGGCCCUAGCGAGCGCUGCUGCUGCCUCUGGCUCUCCACCUCCCCCCGCGGAGGCUUCUGCUGAGCCGGCUUGUCCUCAACCCGGGGACCCUUGGCUGUUUCAGGGUGCAAGGCCAAAGCGAGUGCCGGCUCCCGCACUGGACUUCACUCCACACCCGAGGUUUAACAUUUGGAGUUCCAACCCACGGUCCCCAGCGGCUGCAAAGAGGAGGACCAGCCUGAAACCCCACUUCGAUCUCCAGCUGUCCUCGAGGUACGAUGUGCUCAGUGUUACGGAUUUUCCUCCGCUGCCAGGAAGGCCAGAUCCGGGCCCAGCUGAUGCCGGACAAAGUGCAGCCCCACCUCCGUCUGCAGCUGGGAAGGAGGAGGUGAACGGGGGUACGCACACGGGGCCUCGGCGCCCCCCUCCCCGUCAUGCCAACUCCUCAACCCGGUGCAAACCGUUCAGGGGACCUCUGCGAAGGCACUCCGCUGGAAACAGAGGUUCUCCGGCUCCCACCUUCACACCACCGCCCAUCCUCGCCCACUGUUCCCCCCGACCACAGCAAUCAUCGGAGACUCCAUCAUGAGGCCCGUCCGUUUUUUUAAUGCAGUAACCCACUGCUUCCCAGGCGCCACUGUCCCAACUCUCCUCCAUAAACUCCCGGAGCUGCUGGGCUCACUCCCAUCCUCCAUCACGAGGCUGGUUUUACACCUGGGUUUUAACGACACUUCCUCCCAUCAGUCUGAGGUGACCAAGGACCAUUUUAAGAAACUUUUUAAGGUUCUCACCGACUGCGGUAAGUCUAUUUUUAUCUCGGGGCCCCUCCCCUCUUUCGACCGUGGCAUGGGGCGCUUCAGCAGACUCCUCAGCCUGAACACCUGGCUCCAUUCCACCUGCCCUUGCGGGUUCCCUUUUAUUGACAAUUUAUUAACUUAUUUUGGAACCGCUCCCCGUUCUACAGGGCUGACGGAGUCCACCCCUCUCGCCUGGGCAGCAGGGUGCUCGGCGACAACAUUCGCCACACCCACACACACACCUGACACACACACCUGACUGAUUUCCCCCUCUUCCUCUGUGUCACUGUCCCAAGCCACCACCGCCACCACUAGCUCCCCCUACCGUCCACCCCCAAUUCUACACCAUACCACUGCCAUUUCUCCUCCAAUCUCACCCUCUGCCUGUAUACAGUCAGUUUCACCAACACCACACUCACAGUUCACCCCCAUAUCCUGCAUCCCAGUCAGAAUCUCACACCGAGCCCACAGAACAUGCCCUUCAUGGACCAUCAACCUAACUCCUGUCACACUGGCUCCCAUCUCACCACUUCCUGAGGAUGAGCGCACGCUCGGCACGAACAUUAAUUUGGCCGUGCUGAACGUGCGCUCGCUUUUAAAUAAGACGUUUAUUAUCCAUGAUCUGAUUUUAGACAAUAAUUUAGACAUUCUCAUUUUAACAGAGACAUGGCUUGGCACUGAUGCUUCAAUUGUUCUCACCGAGGCUUGCCCCCCUAAUUUUAUUUUUUUAUUUUCAACAAGGGGGGGUAGAAAGGGAGGAGGCACUGCUUCAAUAUUCAAAAACACACUGUGCCCAAAUGAAGUUUCUUUGAACAGUUUUACAACAUUUGAAUAUCACGCAUUUGUUUUUAGCAGUCCUCCUACUCUCUGCAUUACAAUUUACAGACCACCCCAUUACUCCAACUCUUUUAUCAGCGAAUUUUCUGAACUAUUAUCCAUCUUACACACUACCCGUAACAGGAUUUUAAUAACUGGUGAUUUUAACUUGCACAUUGAUACAGCUUCUGAUCCGGUGUCCAAGGAGUUUUUAAACCUUUAAAUUGCAUGGGUUUUAAACAGCACGUGGCACAGCCGACUCACAACAGAGGGCACACCCUGGAUUUGGUCAUAACUUCUGGCCUAUCCACUGGUUUGUCCUCUGUUGUUGACCUGGCUGUGUCAGAUCACUACUGUGUGUAUUUUAAUAUCACCAGUUUUAACCAUCAGGAGGCCCCGGUGAGAACGGUGAGGAAACGCUACCUAACCCCCGAAGUGGCUGCAAAAUUUAUUGGGAUUUUACAGAGCACUCCUGCCGUAUUUUACCUGCACCAUGCGAUUUUAUUGUGGACCAUUUUAACAGUACAUUAAAAACCGCAUUGGACACAGUGGCUGCACCCGUGAUGAAAACUAUUAAAACAAAACCCUUACCCCCAUGGAGAAAAAACGAUGAAAUCAGAAACAUAAAGAGAAAAUGCAGGAGUGCCGAAUGCAAAUGGAGAAAAACCAAAUUAACAGUUCACCUUGAAAUACUGCAGGACUCACUCAAAAAAUACAAUAAUGCAGUAAAAAAGGCAAGAACAGCCCACUUUUCAAAACUCAUCACAGACCAUAAAAAACAAUUCCAAAUUCCUCUUUUCCACCAUCGAUCUUUUAACAAACUCCCAUUUAAAAAAAUCUUUUAAGACCCCCACAGACGCCCUCUGUAAGGACUUUGCAGACCACUUCGGGAGUAAAAUAGAUGAUAUUAGAUCCAGUCUCAUCAGAAUGUGAUUUUUGACACAUCUGAACAGCCGAUUUUACCUGAGGAAACACUGGAGAGUUUUGCCCUGGUUGACGGAAGGACACUUGGUCGAGUUUUCUCCCAAGUAAACCCAACAACCUGCCUUUUAGAUCGGAUUCCCACAUCAUUUUUAAAAACAUUUUACGAAUUUUUUGAGGAACAGAUUUUAACCAUAGUAAAUUGCUCUCUUCAGACAAGGUUCUUCCCCACCGCCCUUAAAACAGCAGUGGUGAAGCCCCUUCUGAAGAAGAGAAAUUUGGAUACUGAUGUUCUUAAUAAUUAUCGACCCAUAUCCAACUUACCGUUUUUAAGUAAAAUCUUAGAAAGGCUGGUUUUUAACCAAGUAAAUUAUUUCUUAAAAAGUAAUAACAUUUUAGAGAAGUAUCAAUCCGGUUUUAGGAUGAACCACAGUACCGAGACAGCCCUUUUAAAGAUUUUAAAUGAUAUUAGGUGUAAUGCUGAUAAACAGAAGCUCACAGUUCUGGUACUACUGGAUCUAAGCGCUGCCUUUGACACAGUAGAUCUCCAGAUUUUAUUAAGCAGACUCAGGCACCUGGUGGGCCUCUCCGGUACUGUUUUUAACUGGUUCAGUUCUUAUCUCUCGGAACGAUCCUUCUUUGUAAGUAUGGAUACCUGUUCCUCAAAAACUCAUGAAAUUAAGUGUGGGGUGCCCCAAGGGUCAAUUUUAGGUCCAA
Molecule: messenger RNA, 75452 nt
Organism: Xyrichtys novacula (pearly razorfish)
Lineage: Eukaryota; Metazoa; Chordata; Actinopteri; Labriformes; Labridae
Source: the annotation of a GenBank genome assembly